AUUCUGGGUUUAGGCGUUGAGCAGGAAACAGCCUUUCCUCUCGGAUUGUCGCAGUCGGAACAAACACACAUUUUUGUCUUUGCUCAAUGCACCCCUCAGCACAGAACACGCGGAAGCCGGUCAGAAGGAAAAAUGCCUCCUUCGAUAGAGAUAGCUGUUCUGCUCCUCGGCGUCCUGGCUUUGGAGACGCGCCGGAGUGCCAGCGCGCUGCACAUCCAACAGGCAUUCGCGUCUCCAAAUCACACCAAUAACUUCGUUGUGGACCCGGUUUCCAGAAAGGUCUACCUGGCCACCGUGAACACGGUCUACCAGCUGAACGGGACCUUGAACAUGGAGGUGGAGAGGAGAACCGGGCCGGUGGAGGACAACCUGUUGUGCCAUGCGCCACAGCUGCCCCAGGCUCCGUGUGAGCAUCUCAAAUCCCUCACUGAUAACUACAACAAGCUGCUGAAGCUGGACCGGGAGCAGGGGGUCGUGGUGGUGUGUGGAUCUGUGUACCAGGGCUUCUGUGAGCUCCGGAAAAUGGAGAAUAUUUCGGAGAUAGCGGUGGAGUUCCCACCCCAGGGCGAGAAGACUGUUUUCCCCAGCAUGCUCAACAUCGCGGCUAAUCACCCAAACGCGUCCACAGUGGGUCUCAUCUUCAAGAGCCACGGGGGAAACACCCGGCUACUAGUCGGGGCCACUUACACAGGGGCUGGCACCCAGUUUUUCCCCAAGAACCACAGCAAGGAGGACCUGCGCUUUGAAAACACCCCAGAGAUCGCUAUCCGCUCCUUAAACGUCAAGGAUUUAUCCCGACUUUUCACUUAUGACAUUAACCCGUCAGAGGAUAACGUUUUCAAGAUCAAACAGGAGGUUAAAACAAAAAACAAGCUGAACUUCGUGCACGCGUUCAUCCAGAAGACUUACUCCUACAUUGCCUUUAAUAAUGAUGCCAAAAUGGGCCACAAGGAGAGCCUGCCUAACAGCAUCCUCGCCAGGAUCUGUUUGGAUACCGAGAACCCCCGAAAACCCACCGGACCGGAGAGCAGGAAGCUCACAGAGUCCUACAUCCAGAUGCCCCUUCAGUGCGGAUUUAACGGGAACAUUUACAACCGGCUGCUGUCCGUUUACCCCGUAGAGAUCCAGGCUGAUAACGGGAGGAGCCCGGAGCCAUACCUGUUUGGAGUGUUCGCCAAGGCGGAUAGAAAGUCCGCUCUGUGCGCCUUCAAGUUUGGAGACAUCGAGGAAGAGAUCAGACAAGGCCGGAGGAACUGCUCCAACUCCCCCAGCAGCGACGUGCAGGUGCUGGACAGUGUCAUCCAGGGCUCCGGGGCCGCUUGCAUCCAGAAGGGAAACCUGGUGGUAAGGCUUUGUGGAUUCAUUUUGGCAUCUAACAUCACAUAUAUUACAUUUAAGAUAAGUUCAACUUAAUUUUAGUCUGGUUUUUUUUUCCUCUUGAGUGUGCAUAUUUAUCCAGCCACGUGGUCUCUAUCAUAAUUCAGCAUAGAAAUUGGGAUUAACCUAAUCUUGCAUUUGAGGUAGUUCAAUUUCUAGAAACUAGUUGCACUGUCUUGAGGAAGCAAAGGCAAUAACCACAUCCACAAAAAAGACAAAAUAAUGAACACAACUGACAGAACUUUCCAGUUAACUGAAACAAGAUUGAACACUAAUCUUUAAUUUAUGUUUAGCUUCCUUAUCUACACAUUUAAUAUGAAAUCCUUUGAUUCAAAUGAAGCCUUUAUUUCCCAGUUGGCCUAAUGAUGAUGCAAAUUUCUGUUUUUGACUAAUUAUUGUAUUCCCUACAUGCCCUAAUAUAUCAGGGAUCCAGAUUUAUAAGAGCUGAAGGCCUUCAUGGUUGUCCCAGCCCUUCAAAAUACGAUAAACACCCUCAUGACUGCUGUGUCUCUCUAUUUUUGCUUACAGCAUUUACUCUUUUGCCCCGAGGCUCAUGACUUAGAGAGAAGGGGGUCUCUCCCAUGUCACGAGUAGAGGUCAUGAUAGCUGGAAAGAUGCUGCGGAGCCUCGCUAGGGGUUAUGAGAAGGGUGAGACUCCUCUCACAUCCAGCAGCAGCUCCCUGUCUCCACAGAUAUGACGAGGAGGACGGGGUCAAUAGUUUACUGUGUCUUUCAUUAGAGUGUGUCGUUUGUUAUUGACAGUGUGCUGCGAACUAUAACUCCACCACGCUUUUACCACAAUGUUAAGCAGAAUAAAUAGCAUCUCUGUCAGAGAUACGUGCUUUCUACCCAUGUACACUAAGACUAAAUAUUUGCCCUUAAGGAAACUUCAUUACCGCACACUGUAUUUGUCACCUCUGCAGUGACAGUGUGUGUGGUAAUAAAGGCAGGGAAAGCGUUGCGCAAUUUCACAGGAAUCCAGAGAAAUUCCUACUUUUCAUUGCGCUGCUUUUGACUGACAGGGUGGGGGUCAAAGGAGGCUGUCCCGCGGCCGCUCUGCUGUCAGGUCAUCGAGUUGCCCUCCUCCCUGGCACUGUCUUGUCGUCUGUGGCCCUGGGGCCGCUCCUCCCGUGACUAGUUUUCUGAAUACUAUCUCAAUUGAUACAGACAACCGUUCGGCUCAAAGUGUUCCUCAGACUGUAACACAAUCUACUUACUACUCGCAGAAUAAAGUUAGUCUUUGUUAAGUUUUGCAUUUGUGUUGCCAUGGCUGCUGAAAUGUGAUCUUGUUUGUAGUCGACAGUCUGAAGGCCAGCACAGAGGGAAAGCCAGACACAAUUUAUGAUAAGAGAGAUGAGGCCGCAAGCAGAAGGGCCCGUGGGAACGACUCUACAAAUAUCCACUGUGCUUAAUUCGACUACUUUUUUUUCUCUUCGCCUGUGCUCGCUCUAAAAUAUGCAGAGAAUUCCCAAUAGGUCCUGGUGCUCAUCCAAGCGUGGCAAUAAUGUUUUAUCAUUGCCCACCGAGGUUUUGACAAAAGCAGAGCCUUAUGAGUGUUGAAGACCCUUGUAAGCCUUUUUCAAGCGCUCUCUGAGUUGUCUAAAAAGUGAUUUGGAAGAAUGAGCAGCAUCGUUGUGAUAGCUGCUAUCAGCUCUUGUUUUCUGACUUCACUUUCAUCACACAGGGCUCUCUGUUCUCUCCAGUCCUCUAAUCACUACGUACUGCUUCCAUAUGAGGGCUGGUGAUGAGCAUUGAUCUCCCUCCUUGUUCUGUCUUGUGUUCUAGCUGCAGCCCGAACAGCUGGACUGCGGAGCGGCCCACCUACAGCACCCUCUGGCUCUACGGAGGUCCCUGAGGGCCCUUCCCCUUGUUGAAUACUCGGGUCUGAGUUCAGUCGCUGUGGACUAUGUGCACAACCACAUAGUUGUCUUCCUGGGAACCAGUAAUGGACGACUUCGAAAGGUGAGACACAUAAGAAAGUCUUCAAACACACACAUUUCACACUCAACCAACAUAAACUCAGCAGGGGUGUGUCUACAGGGUGGCUCUUUGAAAUCUGAUAGGCCACCCGGUGUCCUGAAGUGUCUCUUUUUGAUCAGAGGUGGGACGCCAUUCAAAGCUUAGACUCUAAAAAAUAUGAGACUCAAUGGCUUCUGAAGCGCAAUCACAAUUAUCACACUGUCACAACGAACUCCCUGCCAAUGUAGAAACAAGCAAAGUGGGGAAGUUGAGGCAAGCCCCUGAACACCUACCAUGUACGGAGUGUGAGGUUUGUUAACAAGUACCAGUUCUAGCCAAUUCAAACCAUCCACCCAUCCAUUUUCUACCGGUUAUUCCCGUUCCCAGGGUCGCUGGGGGGCUGGAGCCUAUCCCAGCAUCUUCGGGCGAAGGCAGGGGACACCCUGGACAAGUCGCCAGUUCAUCGCAGAGCUGACAUAAAGAGACGAACAACCAUCCACACUCAUAUUCACAUCUAUGGGCAAUUUGAAAUUUGCCAAUUAACCUAACCUCACUUAGGCAUGUUUUUGGGAUAUGGGAGGAAACCGGAGUACCCAGAGUAAACCCACGCAGACACAGAGAGAACAUGCAAAUUCCACACAGAAAUGCCCUGAGCCAGAUUCGAACCCAGGACCUUCUUGCUGUGAGGUGACAGUGCAAACCACUACACCACUGUGCUGCCCUCCAAUUCAAACCAUUAACAUCAUUUACCUUUAUGGUUAACGAUAUCCUAAAUUCACUGUGCCUUGCAAAACAGUUAGAACAGCAACCAAGGAGUGGAGGAAGUAAUCAUGGCAAAUAGAGUACAGGAGCCAUCCAAACAACUGCUAUAUUAAGUAAUUUUUUAAUAUGUUAUAGCAGAACAAUACGAUGUACCAUCUUACGGUAAAAUCCACUCCCUUCAUGAGACCAGGAGCCCUUUCCGAUAAACUCUUGAUGGGACCGCCAGUACCGUAAACAAAAUUAGUGUAUUUCCAGAGACUGUCUGCAUCCACUUCCCCAAAAAUUGAAAAUAAUCUGUGAUGAUUCAUGUGUACAUUUCUGUGAAAUAUUGCCAUUUGUGUUGUUACCUUGCGACUAAUCAGAGGCUGCAUCUGUGAUCAGCCAACCUGAAAAAGGUCCAAUCAGAAGCCAGACUUCCCCGUCUCAGCAGGGCCGUGACGGUAAUAAAACUCGUAAUAAGAUUUGUGUUACUGACAAAGAAAACCUGUUCAGGCCUCCUUUAUUCCACAGGAAGUGAUUUGAGAAUCAAUGAGGAGUUAGAUCGAUAAUCAAAAUUAAUGAUGGCACUGGUAGCAAUAAAACCUAAUCAAUUCUCACCUCUAAUGAGGAACUUGUUGAUAGCGAGUGUAUAUCACACCCAAGAGUUGCUGGUCUGCUCGGUCCCCUUUGUCGAAAAAGCUGUUUCAGAACUGGAACAAGAGCUGAGCAGACAGUCAGCUCCACCGAGUAAUUUAGUCAAUUUAAAGAAACUCCAAGCUACAUACUGAUGUCUGAGUGAGGGUGCAUUCUGCUCGGAAGUUUUUCAGCGCUUUACUUUGCCGCCCUUUUCUUUCACCUGCUGCCUUCACCUGCUCAGCUAAUUGAGUCCAUGAGAUACGAGUCACUAAAUGGGAAAGCAGAACAUCUUAUUUCUUUGCGUUUUUUUCCCUAAAAUUCCUCCUGUAGUCCUUUUACAGUCAAACCAUGACUCACUGUGAAUUUAAAAAGUCGCUUCUGGUUUGCUAUGAAUCCCUUUUUUCUUAAAUCAACGUGUUGGCAGCGACAACAUGCAUUAAAAUAACUCUAUAGACAUGAUCACUGUUCAUGCUGAUGGUCUCUAAGCUUUUGUAGGUCAUAGUCAGACGCCAGUAUUAAUAUCAGCCUGUUUCAUAACCGGCUAUAAACUCCUCACAGUUCAUUUAAAGUGAGUAGGAAUAGUCUAGACAGAAACGGUGAGUUGAUAAUUCUCAGACAUGUGUGCACAUCUACUUAACGCCAUACGUAAGGGCCCCAGUUUGGCCACCCCUGAACCACAGGUGUGGCAGAUAAUAAGCAGCGCUGAAUAGGGUUAAUAUUCCACAGUGUGAUGGAGCCCUUAGGCGUGGAAAAACUAUAACAGGAACAGUUACGUCGUUCGGCUCUGAUGUGGCUGUUGGGUCUCUCCAUAAAUACAACUCAGGUGUGUGAUGAAACAGAGUCUGGGCGAAGCAAACAGGAAUGUGUGCUUUCAUCCGGUGGGUUCCCAGCAUUGUCACCCCCUCGAACCGCCUCGUUUAUCAAUGACCCAUCACGGCCCAUUAAUCCGUCCUAAUCAUGUGCUCUAAUGUUCCUCAGACCUGCUUACUGCCUGACUGAUCACCAGAGAGCUGUUUUAACCACACCGGUUGACGACACAUGACUCAGUCCUGCCGUGUGUUGUGUUGUGUGUUCUUUGACAUCUGCAGACGGUCCGGCUCGUGAAAACCUUUCCCGUCCAAUUAAGAGCAUUCCUUAAUUCUGGCUCAGCAUCAUUCCCAGUCACCCCUGACUGAGCUCGCCGAGCAGCAGCUUCGCCUGCGAGCGCCGCAAGCUGCUCCUCAGCUGUGUGCAGAAACAACAAAAACUGACUCAGGGAGUGUUUUUUAACUCUGUUGUUUGGUACCUCUCACUACAUUAAAGCCAUCCUGCUGGAGGUGUGUUACCUUUGGGCCCCUCUCCUUGUGUAGACCUUGUUUUAGCCCCCUGCUGAGCACGCAGUAAUGGUUAUUUGGAUAGCGGGGGCAAAACAUUGGUUUGGAUGGUGUAAGCAGCUGUGUACAUGAGUGUGUUUGUGUAAGUCUGUGCGAGUGAUUGCAGGUUUCACUGUGUUUUUAGGUGUUUGACUUUGUCUGUGGGCCCAGUGAGAGUGGUUUGGUGAUUUCAUGUGUUUACCCAGAUGAACCCCGUGAUUAUGUGCUAUAUGUGUGCGUCCUCUCAGUCUGUGUGUCAACCUUGUUAUAUAUAGGGCGAAUGGCUUUUCUGUGACCUUGCAACUUAGUUUGUGCUUUUCAGCUUUUUGUUUCUUUUAUUAUUUGUGUGUGUGUGUGUGUGUGUCUACGUGUGUGUUCAUGCGUCUGUGUGUGUGUGUGCCCCGAGGAUAGAGCUGUUACAGAGGUUAAUGGUGCUGUUAGUGUGUGUAAUGUGAUUCUGACUGUGAGUUUGGCUCCGACUAAACACAGGGGAACAGUGGUUGAGAUUAAGUUAGGCCUCUUUUACCGUCUUGGAGAGAGCCCUCAGUGAAGUAAUUUGUAAUUACAUGCAUUUUUUAAUGAAGUCUCUCCCUCCCCAUUACAGCUGACUUCCAUUUUCUGCUCCCUCUCACAGUGUCCGCGCUUUAUCUCACUCACUCUCGUCCAAUUUUUACUCCCUCAGUCUGUCCACUCCUCCACUUCUCAGUUCAUCGCUUCAUUGUCUCCCCUUUCUGUCGCUCUCCAUCUCGGGCCAUAAAAGCCCCUUUGAUUCAUUUGGCAAACAAACAGACUUUAUCUCUUUCCUCCUCACUUUAUUCUACCUCUCCUGCCCCACCUCUGUCUGUCUGUCUUUAUUCUCCCUCUCUCUCACAGCCAGGUACACGUCCGCACAAACACACACUCACGCAUACAGAGAGAGCUCGCCGAGCAGCAGCUUUGCCUCGGUGGCUGAAUAGCUGCUCCUCAGCUGUGUGCAGAAACAACAAAAACUGACUCAGGGAGUGUUUUGUUAACUCUGGUGGUGCAGCUCUCCUUAUUUCUCCUCCCAUUCUGCUCCCCGUCCAGGUGUGUGGGCUGCUGUUUACUUGCUCUUCACUGUCACUCCGUGCGUGAGUGUGUGUGUUUGUAGUCACUUGGUUGGGGGGUGAAAACAUAGCACAGCUGCUUACUAUCUCCAAGGAAUAACAUCCAAUGUGUGUAGAUGGGUGGGUGGUGUUAUAAAAACAGCAGUGAUAUUUGUAGGUCGAGAUAAUGCCUCUCAUCCCAGGUUAAGCCAAUGGUUUACCAAGCUUCUGUCUGCUCUGGUUCAACAUUAACCAGCCCGUCUCAGUGGGUGGCUCAACUUCGGUCGUGUGUGUGUGUGUAUAUAUAAGUGAAAGAAAGGAUGUUUGUGUGUUCAGAGGAUAGAGAAGUGACACAGCCCCUUCUUGUGACCAGAUGCCGGUCACUUGGCCAGUUCCUCAUGAUGGCAGGAUGUCUCAAUUGAAAGGACGCUGGGCUGAAUCGCAGAAAUGAGAGCUUUUGCUGUCUGCGUGACAGGAAGUCUCACUUGACACAGCUUGUUUUUCAAUGUGCUCAGUGAAUGUGUGUGUUUGUUCAAGAACAUAUCGCCUUAUUAUCUAAAGCCGCAGGAAGCGAAAGUGUGUAGAUAAAUGGUUGCUUAGAAAAAGUAAGAUUAGUGAUAUAAUUUGAAUAAAAACUCACAAAUUCAUGAUUCAGGGUGACACGAAACUUUUUUUAAAGGGUAAAAUGUGAUUUUCGGAUGAAUAUAUAUUCAACUAAACCUGGCAGUUUAUUUUGGUGCAAGCAUACAGUCAUUCAUUUCAAUAAGAAGGAAGGAUUCUGCUGCUGUCUUGAGUCAGGUUCAGAGGGAGUAAAGUUUCCAUUUUUAAGAAUAUAUUUAUCUUUCUGAAACACCUUACUGCUCGGUUGAAGUCGCCUCCAAGUUCCAGCAGUGAUCAUGAUGUGGAUUGCUGGCGCGAGACCGCUGCCAAAUAAGGGUGGAGGAAGUGAAUAAAAAAGCUGCUCCUUCUGAGGUGUUGCAGAGUGAGACGCCUGGCCCUGAAUAUGCACCAACUCAGCUGCCUGAUCAACAGAGAAAACCCUAUUUUUUAAUGAGAAAUUUCUCUAUUGGAAGAGCUCUUUUGUAUGAACGUGUGUGAAAAUUUUAUAGCAACCUUGAGAGAAUAUUGAUUGCACCGUUCUGCACCUGAUCCAACCUGUUUUCUUUCUGAUAUCCCCUUCACAGCUGACCUUCCUAGAGAACAUGACCUUGGCCAAUCAGUGGAUGCUGAAGCUGCCAGCCAGUGAGGCUGUCCACCACAUCAUGACCUUCGACCCCAACGACAGAAACUUCCUCUAUCUCAUGACCUCUCAUCAUGUAAGAAUGUGGCCCCGCUCUGAAAAUGUCUGUUUACUCUGUCACUGAUUUAUUCAUCCACCAUCAUCAAUCAGACCUCAUUUCACAUCCAGUGAGUCAGUCCUUACCUGAGUUUUAGCAGAACACUCACAUAUUUGUGGUCGUGUGUGCAGACCUUCAAAUGGUUUCAGAGCCACAUUUUAACACCAAAGUGCUUCGCUGCAGUCGAGCUUAUGACAGGAUGUGGUUAAGUCUCCAGCAGCUCUGAUGUGCACUGCAAAAUGCACCUUAUUGUCUGCUGUGAUUCUUAUUCGACACCUACACUCACCGGCCACUUUAUUAGGUACACCAUGCUAGUAACGGGUUGGACCCCCUUUUGCCUUCAGAACUGCCUCAAUUCUUCGUGGCAUAGAUUCAACAAGGUGCUGGAAGCAUUCCUCAGAGAGCUUGGUCCAUAUUGACAUGAUGGCAUCACACAGUUGCUGCAGAUUUGUCGGCUGCACAUCCAUGAUGCGAAUCUCCCGUUCCACCACUUCCCAAAGAUGCUCUAUUGGAUUGAGAUCUGGUGACUGUGGAGGCCAUUUGAGUACAGUGAACUCAUUGUCAUGUUCAAGAAACCAGUCUGAGAUGAUUCCAGCUUUAUGACAUGGCGCAUUAUCCUGCUGAAAGUCGCCAUCAGAAGUUGGGUACAUUGUGGUCAUAAAGGGAUGGACAUGGUCAGCAACAAUACUCAGGUAGGCUGUGGCGUUGCAACGAUGCUCAAUUGGUACCAAGGGGCCCAAAGAGUGCCAAGAAAAUAUUCCCCACACCAUGACACCACCACCACCAGCCUGAACCGUUGAUACAAGGCAGGAUGGAUCCAUGCUUUCAUGUUGUUGACGCCAAAUUCUGACCCUACCAUCCGAAUGUCGCAGCAGAAAUCGAGACUCAUCAGACCAGGCAAUGUUUUUCCAAUCUUCUAUUGUCCAAUUUCGAUGAGCUUGUGCAAAUUGUAGCCUCAGUUUCCUGUUCUUAGCUGAAAGGAGUGGCACCCGGCGUGGUCUUCUGCUGCUGUAGCCCAUCUGCCUCAAAGUUCGACGUACUGUGCGUUCAGAGAUGCUCUUCUGCCUACCUUGGUUGUAACGGGUGGUUAUUUGAGUCACUGUUGCCUUUCUAUCAGCUCGAACCAGUCUGGCCAUUCUCCUCUGACCUCUGGCAUCAACAAGGCAUUUCCGCCCACAGAACUGCCGCUCACUGGAUAUUUUUUCUUUUUCGGACCAUUCUCUGUAAACCCUAGAGAUGGUUGUGCGUGAAAAUCCCAGUAGAUCAGCAGUUUCUGAAAUACUCAGACCAGCCCUUCUGGCACCAACAACCAUGCCACGUUCAAAGUCACUCAAAUCACCUUUCUUCCCCAUACUGAUGCUCGGUUUGAACUGCAGGAGAUUGUCUUGACCAUGUCUACAUGCCUAAAUGCACUAGGUUGCCGCCAUGUGAUUGGCUGAUUAGAAAUUAAGUGUUAACGAGCAGUUGGACAGGUAUACCUAAUAAAGUGGCCGGUGAGUGUAUAAGCACUAUACAAACACAGGAAUUGUUUGUAAUACUAUGUUGUAGUGGCAGAUGAAGGUGUAUUGUGUAAAAGUACAGAUAUCCAGAAACAGUACAGAUAAAAAUCAGCUUUAUAUUUUUAGUAUCAGAUAUUUUCUGUGAUCAGAUGUUAAGAAUAUUUUCUGAUUCUGAUGCUCUAAAAGUGAAAACAGGUAUAUGAUGCUGAUUUUGUCUCUCUUUCUGACUUAACGUCUGCUGUGAUUCUUAUCCGACACCUAUAAGCACUAUACAAACACAGGAAUUGUUUGUUAUACUAUGUUGCAGUGGCAGAUGAAGGCGUAUUGCGCAAAACUACAGAUAUCCAGAUACGGUAAAGAUAAAAGUCAGCUUUAUAUAUAGUAUCCGACAUUUUCUGUGCUCAGGUGUUGAGAAUAUUUUCUGAUUCUGAAGCUCUGAAAGUGAAAACAGGUAGUUGAUGCUGAUUUUGUCACUCUCUCUGGCUGCAUCAUGCAUCCUGCGUGACCGCGAGCGGUACCCGACUCACGUAAUUGUAGUCAACUCAUUUGCACCUGACAUGCCUGGACUUGACUUAAAAGCUCAACCGCAGCUUUUGAAUCUCCUGUCGCACAUUUGCAUUUGAUUUACAUUACAAGUCUUCUUCUUACCAGUUUGCAUCCUCGGUGUUGCAUUACUGUCACCUUCAUUUUUUAACCUCUCAGAAUCAUUCAGUUAGAUUUAUAUUUUCAGAAAAAAAUCAAAAAAUCAUCUCAUCAUUUUAUUUCUCCCAACAAAGAUUUUAAGUUGAAAUGCAGCAGAGUAAAAGCAGAAGCUGACAGACACAUAAAAACUCCAGUAAAGUCCAGAUACUUCCAUAAAAUGCUUAAAGGCAUUUUUAAUGUUUCUUUUAGUGUGGCAGUAAGAGGUAAAUGUCAGUUUUGCUGAGAAAGCAGCACUGAAACAGAAGCCAGGCUGUCAAUCCCUGCAGAUGGGGUUAACUCUAAAACAUAACAAAGCUCAUUUAAAGAAACUCCAACACAAAUACAGAUGUCAGUUUGAGUGAAUGCUCUAUUUAGACAUUUUUCAGUGUUUUACUUUGCUGUCAGAAAGCUACUUUGUUUUGGCUUAGCAGACUGAGUUUCCCACGUAUGGAGGAUAUCGUCUUGUUUGACUAUUCAAUCAAUCAAAUGUAUAUGGAAAAAUAUUUCACGCAAUCAAAUAUUGCUAAAAGGGAUUUGGAUUUCUGUAUAGCAAUGUGAACUUGUUCAGAGAAAAAUACAUAAGAUAGAUAUUUAAAUGAUAAAAAGGAGGUCACUUACAGAUUAAAGGUCCUUACACACCAGGAACAACGCAAAUAUACGACGCGAAAUUACGAAACAUUCAGAGGUGAAUUUUGACGCGCCUGACUUUACAUAUCAAGCGCAAUGCCAUUUUGCAACUUUCCGUGGGGAAAAAAGAUGCAUCCUGGGUGGAAGAGAGAAGACUGACACAACACCAGACUGACUGUUUUUCAGUUCUGAUUAGACACUAGUGUUGAGAUGGCUGUCUGUAAUGAUGUACUGAGUCGGGGCCAGUACCAGAUAAGCACAUUAAACUAUAAUCCAUAAACGUAAGGUAACAACCGAGACCUAAUGGUGCUGUGACAGAAACGCGAUUGAGUUAGAGACAGUGAAAAAACAUAUGGUAUGUUGUAUCUGAACAGGUUAGCUUACAAGCUAAAGUUACUUAGCACAGAUGAAAGUUAAAACAAAGACGUUUAUCAAACUGUUAAAGCACACAAACCAUCGUCAUAUGAGAAAUCCGACGCUAUGACUCUCCACAAAUCGUCCUUCAGGUUGUUAUCUUUGUUAUGUUUGUGUUUUUUAUCAAAAAGCACUCUGUUCUCAAACACGCAAACAAUUAGCCAGUCGGCCAUGUUGGAUAUACCGGUGAAUCUGACGACGCAACAACAUGAAAUCUGAUCGGUCAGAAGUGGACACACAGUAUGCGAAAGUUUUGAAAAAUCAACCUUGAAACGAAAAAAUAAAUGCCCCAAUAUCACAGGACGGGAAAAUGUCGCUGAUGUGAACGCUUGUAUUGACAGGAUAUGGGUUCGAAAAAAAAUAUUGACGUCCGAAGUAAUCGCACAAAAGGACCUUAAUACUCUGUGCAUGUUAAAAUCUAAUACACAUGAUUGUAUCAGCAUGUAACAUGUUUGAGAUGAAUUUUUAAUGAGUCCUCAGAGAGACACAGAUGUUGGGUUAUCCUAUAGAUUGCUUAACAUGUCUUAUAUUGCUGACAGUAAUAACUAUUACAACGGAAUAUAAUAAUAAAACACUAAUCUGACUGCUUUAGAAUUGCUUUGCUUGUAAAAGGUGUUUGGAAAGAUACAUUAUCAUGGUGAUUGACUGAUUAAUUAGCCAACCAAAUACUCAGUCUAUCUCUACCUAUCAGAUCUAUGUGUGAUUGACACUGUAAAAGUAUGUACCUUCAACCACCAGCUUCCAAUUUGAGGUUAAGUAUUCUGUUUGUUGCUAACAGGUCCAGGUUUUUGCUACUUACCUGCUGCAACCGGAUCCGUAUUUGAAAUGCUGGUCAGCAGCCACUGAACACGUGCAAGGUGAUGAAAACAGAUGUCAUCCCCUCAGAGUAUAACCUGCUAGGGAAAAAAAAGAGAACAAUGCACUGACUAAAAUAGACACAUAUUGAUAGUACAAUGUCACUUUAGGUCUUAUGUUUCUAAAGUGACAUUGUAGUGCUUUGACAGCCAUGUACUCUGUUUAUGCUGCUCAUAAAUGCCGAAGAUAAGGCGUCAGAUUGAAGUGUUGCACACUUAUUUACAAGUCUGCAACCCGACUGACCGUACACAAACUGUGAAAAUAUUAUCUUUGUUGACUGUAAAAUUUAUUUUACUGUUAAAACUUUGCCUGCCAAUUUUUGUCAUAAAAACAAAAUAAUACAACUUUCAAUUAUACACAGAGAAAAAAAGUAUUUUAUUGUCACUUUUAGGAGCUGAAACUAAAAGAAAAUAGGGAAAAAUGACAGUUUUAAGAUUGCACAGAUUUUUACACUUUAGUUCUCCUCAAAAUCAAAUUUCUUUUUUACCGUUUCAGAUUUUUGUACUUGUGUGAAUGUUUUCUGUUUGUGUCUCGGUUUUCAGAUGCUCAGGGUGAAGGUGGCAGAGUGUGACCAGUGGAGGAGCUGUGGUAGCUGUUUGGGAGCAGGUGACGCCCACUGUGGCUGGUGUACCCUUGAGAACCGGUGAGAGACACACACGCACGCACACAGAUGUGAACACACUGUCUAAUUAAUUGGUAUUCUGUCUAUUGGUUUUCCAUCUUUCAAGUUAAUUGUCCUCCUCAGACUUCCUCCUCCUCCUCUGUUGCUGGUAAAAAUAAUUCAAUUUAAACAAACUAUUAGCUGCUUUGGUGUCAGGCACAUGCAACAUGUUUUUUUGACGUGAUCUGUUGACAUAAUGCGGGAUUGUCUUCCGCCUGUCUUUCAGCAUCGAUCCAGCCGAAGCUGUUUAUUUGAAUGAUUGAUAGAAAUUAAUGCUCAUUUUGAAGCUUUGAGAGAAAAGAUUGAUGGCUUAACAAAAUGAUUCGAGCUUGUCGUUUUAAGCCUUUCAAUCGAUAAAAACCGCUGAGACUCAUGCUCUGGUUUUCAUCAUCCUCUUUCUCGAUUUCAAAACAUCUCUCGGCUGGAUGAGUCUUGGCAGGAACAGAGUGAGUUUUUUGGGCUUGGAGGCUGCUGUUGGAUCGAGUGAGAGUUGAUUUGCUUUUCAUUAAGGCCUCUGAUCGGGGAGCUACAUCAUUGUUCGGAGAAGUCCCCUGCCUCUCUGGGAUGGUUUUAGGAGGGGGGUAACAGGCCAGGAGCACCCGGCAGAGGACUGACUUGGCUGAAGUGAUAGUGAAAGCAAGAGAGCGAGGAUGCUCUGUGAUUAAUGUGGCUCUGUCAGGACCGGCUCUCUGGCUCUGUGUUCACUGGCUUUUGGGCAGAAUAUGUGUGGUGUCGAGUCGUGUUUGUUUGUGUGUGUGUGUCAGUUGGUCGGUUGCUUGGUGAUUAAAACAGAUCUGACGAGAUAGUGAAUUUUGUGAUGGGUUGAGCUGCAGCUCUGGAGGCUCUGGCAUUGCCAGGGGCCAUUCAGAGCUGGAAGAGUGGAACUGAUGAGACUUGUGUGUAUUUGUGUGCGUCUGUGUGUGUGUGUAUGUGUGGUCAGACUGUCUCGCUGUCAUCUCCCUGUCUCUUCUACUUAUUUAUCUAUCUGUCGUCUCUUUAUCCCAGUCCCUUUCUCGCCUCACUGCAUUAUUUUUACCCUCGUGAUUCUCGCUCUGUCUUCAUUUUUCCCCUCCUUUCUUGCCCUCUUAUUUUCCAGUAGCUUUGAGAAUUUAGCUCUCCCUCUCUGUCUACUACUAGUCUUCAUCUCCUCCUCCUCCUCCCCCAUGUGCCCUUGUCCUCCUCUCUCUCCCUCUACAAAGGAGCGUUGAUUGUGAUGAUGGUGGUGGGAGGGAGAGUGCACACUGGUUCUUUUGACAGGGAAAUGUCAAAGUGUGUAAGCCUGUGUGUUAGUGUCAGCAUGAGUGUGUGUCGCUGUCUGGCUCUCGGAGGCCAGGGAGCUGAUGUCAUGAGUGUGUGCGUGUCUGUGUGUGUGUGUGUUUGAUGCACUGUUUGGCCAGUCAUGCCAGCCGCUGGGCAGGCGCUGUGGCCUCAGAGCCCCGGGGAUCAGGGAGGGUUGAUGUGUGGGGGUGGAUGGUCUUCUCCAUCACCACGCUGUCUUAUACAACUACAGAGGAGAGAAAUAAAGGACCACUAGAAGACUAUCUUAACAAUCUGUGGGGCCACCACUGUCUCAGUGGGCGUCUGUUUGAUUUUAUGCAUGGAUCUGACACCCCCCCAAUAUGUCUGCAUGUAAAGAAAGCACUAACACACGUCUGUUGGCUCAUUGUUGUCUGAAAUAAAAAGAGCUGGUUCCUCUGGCGGAGAUAAAGCCCAGUCCUUGAUCACUCUUUUCAAGCUGUAGCCCAUUUCAUCUCCCUCAUGUCACAAGAAGGCACUUAAAUAUCUUUAUUCGAAUCAAAUUAUGCGUCAUGUGCAGUCUCUGGUAUUCACAAAUUAUCAUGCUGAUCUGCAUGUGCGUGUCUGACCAGGACUGUGCGUGUUGGUGUGUGUUUGAAGCUCAUAUGUUCUCCUGCUGUUUAACAGUCUCACUGCUUUGCCACCUUAUCUGACACUCAGACACUUAGGAGGAGAUGAGUUUUCUCGGGGCAUAUUUUAGCUGCAUAUGUUGACUCUGGUUAUUUUCAGGAACUGUUUGAAACAUUUAAAAGUCGGUGUGCUGUCGAGAGGCAGGUGCUGCACUCGCUAAUGUUGUUUCAAUUAACAGGAAAACCAGGAGAGAGGUGAAGAAAUGUGAGCCAUAGACCUGUGCUGUUGGAUAUUUGUUAUCUUUGUAAGAAACUCACCAGAUGGCUGCUUUAGUAUACACAGAUACAAUUUAUUAUUUUCUUAUAUAAACUAUUAAAAUGGACAAACUUUAAACUAGGGCUGGGCGAUAUAGCCUAAAAAUCAAUAUCACGAUAUAUUGAGCAGUUUACCUCGAUAACGAUAAAUGGAUGAUAACUACUUCAUAAGCUGCUCACCCCCUCCCACAUUAAUUUUGUCUACUUCAGCCGCCGCUCCAGCCACUACAACUUUUAAACCGUCCUCCAUCUCCUCACCUGUCUUUCCCUCUUUGUUAUGGACUGAAUGGGGAGGAGUCACGUCUCUGAUGUAGGACAGCAUCUUAAAGGGACAUGAGACCAUAGCCUACCUACACACAUCCAAAAUUAACUUUUAUUUAUUUAUUCAUUUUUUUGACACUGAAUAAACUGAUACAAGCAAAAUGACGUUGGUUAUUGUUGUAAACUUCGGUAUCUGUAAAUUUUCGGUUUAUCGCCAGGUCCUACUUUAAACCACCAGGUGAAUUUGAAAUAAAACGUAGACAGCCAAUUCAGCACUAAGUUGUCCAUAUUCUACCACCAGGAGUUAGCAUUUUAAGUGUGAGGUAUCUUCAGUCAGGUUUUUCUCUGUUUUUCUGCUUAUUUCAGCCUGAUAAAGUAGUAUAAAAGUUAAGAAGUUUGGCAGGUUUAGAAAAGACAAAAAGGGAGUCUACAGCUAAGCUAACAUUUAAACAAAGCUAAUUAGUGCUAAUAUACUGUUUCUAACUGAUGUUUACAACCUUGACUUCUCUGGAGACCUUGUAUGUGUGUUGUAAGUAGGGUGACCAUAUUUUGAUCACCGAAAACCAGGACUUGGCCCAGCAAUGCGAUAUUGGUAACACUUUACUUGACGCCUAUCUCUAUAAUGCAUUAUAAAUAUAUGUAUCAUGUGUUAUAAUCACGUUAUAGCACUGUAUAACUAUAGUUAUAAACACUCAUAAAUGAUCAUAAUGCUUUAAAGCAAUAAUCAUAACACAUUAUAGAGCAUUCUAUCAUGACUUACAAGGUCAGGUCUUAUAAUGUCUUAUAACUGUUAAAAACUGUUAUAACUUAUUCCUUUUAAACUUGUAUAAUUAUCAUUAUAAACACUUAUUAAUUAUCAUAAGGCUUUAUAACAAUAAUCAUAAAAUAUUAUAAUACCUGACCUUGUAAGACAUGAUAAAAUGCUCUAUAAUGUGUUAUGAUUAUUGCUAUAAAGCAUUAUGAUCAGUUAUGAGUGUUUAAAACUAUAGUUAUACAGCACUAUAAUGUGAUUAUAAAGUGUUAUACUUAUAUUUAUAAUGUGUUAUAGAGAUAGAUGUCAAGCAAAGUGUUACCAGGAUAUUAUAUAUCUUUAGUUUUCUUCUUCCUCCUAGUGGCCCAAUGAAAAAAGAACAUUAGGACAUUUUCAACACUUUAUAAAAAAACAAUCAGGACAGGAUGUAAAAACAGAACAUGUCCUGGGAAAACAGGACGUUUGAUCACCCUCGUUGUAAGUCUGUUCGUUGUUUUAAGGGUUGCUACUUAUCUUUUCAAAAACAUUUUGGGGAAUUUGAGCUUGCUCUUGAUAGCAGAGCUGAGAAGAGACAGGAAAUGUUGAGGAGAAGAGAGUGGGAGGCUAACACGCUGCACGUCAAACCAGCGGGCGCUGUGACAAGGACUUUGGCCUCUGUAUAUAGAGCAUGUGCUUUGACCGCUGCGUUAAACCGGCGGAAGUUCAAUCUUCAUCACAGUAGUCAACCAACUAAUUGGAAAGUGUCCAUAUGUAUCUCAAAGUAAGUUAUCAAAUACUUCAACUUGCAUGUCAUACAAAAAGAAUAAAUAAUGAUUCAACAUAAUCACGAAAUCAUUAUAUAAACUGUUUAAUUCCCAGAGUAGCUGCUAAAGUGAUAUUUUUGAUUCACUGCGGUUUUUGAGUUAACUGACAGUGUGUUUAUUGGCUUGCUUUUAUCUGGGGGAUUUUUGUGGGGCUUAGAGAGACACUUGCUCCUAUUUUUAGAUCAGACCUCAUGGCCCCUCUCAGUCCUUCACUGCCAGAGGGACUGAGAAUCUGGACAUUCACUCUGUGGACACAAACACUAACACUCAGAGGCAUACGGACACACAGGCCCAGGUUUUAUUUUAAAACAACCAUGUAAGUGUGAGAGGGAAGUGGGAUGUGCCAAACUCAUUAUGUGGCGUGUAAGGAUGUUGCUAAAUGUGGCCUCUUUGGUUUCUCUUCACUCUAAGGUCACUUUGUCCUCUCUGUCUGCACUGCAGAUGAACUGAGCUCUCUGCCAGCCGUCACUGAAGUUCAUUAGUGAAGCAGAAGUCAGAGUAUGAGGCCACCUUGCUUGUUGAAUGCCCUUUCACAAUUCCUCUGUCCCAGACAUUCAUUAGACUCACAGAUGGGCACAUGCACACUCCCUGCAUUGUGUGUACCCACAAAAACACGUUCAUGGAUGCAUGGUGGGUCCACACAGAUCAAGAAUUGGUUGUAUUUUCAUUCAACAACCCAUAACUGCCCCCUUAGUGCAGGCAGGAUAGGUUGCCAUAGCAAUGUACGUGACCUAGAGUCAAGAAGUCUCUUGUGUUGCGCCAGACAAACUGACAGCCGAGGUCUGAAUGUGGCAUUAGGAGACAAGAGCACCUCAUAAAUCAGUGGGAAGCAGACCAUGAAACCCAGUGGUGAGAAUUCCUCAAGUGGAGGAAAGAAAAUGGAAACACAAAGUUUGUCCUCUCCUCCUCAAAGAAGAAGAAAAGGUUCACCUGAAAGUUUGGUCUGGCUGUUCAAUGACUCAUCUUUGUUGCAGCUUGGUGCAUCGAAAAGCAAUGAAUGUUUCAUGAGAUAGUAAGAAAUUUUGAUGGAAAUUUAAGUCAAAAUAUCUUCAAAUUUAGUUUAGAGAGCAGACGACAAAAAAAUAAUGUGUUUGUGAAUUUCAGCAUAUCUGUGUUUUUGUUGUGAUCGUCUUUGAAUAAGUCUCUCUCUCUCUCUCUCUCUCUCUCUCUCUCUCUCUCUGUCUCUUGUUAGAUGUACUAUCCAAAAGGAGUGUGCUCAAGGACUGCUGGCACGUUCCUGGAUAAGCAUGGGUGAAGGCCCUCAGCAGUGUCCGUCCAUGACCCUCAUACCCCCUGAGAUCAGCAUCUCUGCAGACAUUACGGUACCACCGUCUCCCUCCGUAUCAUUUGUUGUCCUUCAGACCGAUUUCACGAGUCACACCGUUACAUUUGUUCACUGUAAAGUUAUGUUUGUUAUGAGGACAGUGUAUUUAGAGCUGUUUAAUCUGGAUGCCUCAUGACCACCUUCACAACCUGACACCUCUUUCUAUUUUUAUACUCACUAUUAUUAUUGCGCUGCUGAUAAAGUCAUGCCAACACGGCGCAGUUGCUCCCUCCGCUUUCCCUGUUGUAGCCUCAUAGUCUGUGCUAACACCACCACUAUGAAGCUGCUGUAGUUCAUGAAAACUGUGCACCACCUGCUCAGCACCGAAGAGCAGACAGACGCUAAGAGUGACUAAGUGAGAGCACGUAAAUUUUCCUCGCUAAAGUCAAAUGAAUAUUCAUUAGGUGGCACAUACAUAACUCCGAAUGAAAAAACAGUUUCCCUAUAUGAUCAUCUUUCACAUCAAAAUCUGAUCCCAUACAUUUGUCCUGCCACUAUAAGAAAAGCCUCAACCCAGACACUUUGAGUGGUGUCAACAUGAGUCAUGCUAGUCGUAAAACAGCAAACCUGCUGUGAAGAAAAGGACAGCUUACCGGUGGCACAGCAUGAAACUGCAUGCCAUACAUAGCUGUCGGUGUCUCUCUUGCAUGCAACUGAAACUCUUAACCAUUUCGUGACAGUGACUCAGGUGUGUUUUGAUGAUCAUCAGUCCCUUUUAAUUAAUGGUUAAUAGAUGGGUUUGAUAAUAACAAACAGACACCUUAAGACACACAACAUCUUCGUUGUGUUUGUUUUUAUCUAUCCUUUUUUAAGCCUGAAAAAUAAGAUUUGUGUAAGAGUGUUAUACUUUAAUGUUACCUCUUGUUUUCUGAAUCUCCCUCUCUAAACCCUGUGUAGUCCAAGCAGAUAACUGUCUUACAUGAGUCAGGUUUGGCUCAAGGUUUCUGCCUGUUAAAAGGAAGUUUCUCCUUGACAUUGUAACCUGCUAACUUGCUGUAAAAAGACACGUCCCGGGUGGAAGCGAAAAGACUGACGCAAAACCAGACUGACUGUUUUUCAGUUCUGAUUAGACACUAGUGUUGAGAUGUCUGUCUGUCAUGAUAGCAUGUACUGAACUAUAAUCCAUAAACGUAAGGUAACAACUGAGACCUAGUGGUGCUGUGACAGGAACGCGAUUGAGUUUGAGACAGUGAAAAUACAUAUGGUAUGUUGUACCUGAACAGGUUAGCUUAAAAGCUAAAGUUACUUAGCACAGAUGAAAGUUAAAACAAAGAUGUUUAGCAAACUGUUGAAGCACACAAACCAUUGUCAUAUGAGAAAUCUGACGCUAUGACUCUCCACAAGUUGUCCUUCAGGUCAUUAUCUUUGUAAUGUUUGUGUUUUUAUCAAAAAGCACUCUGUUCUCCGACACGUAAACAAUCAGCCGGUCGGCCAUGUUGGAUAUACCGGUGAAUCUGACGUUGCAACAACAUGAAAUCUGAUUGUCAAGAAGUGGACACACAGUAUGUGAAACUUUAGAAAAAUCGACCGUGAAACGAAAAAAAAAAGCCGCAAUAUCGCAGGAGGGGAAAAUGUCACGAUAUGGGUUCGAAAAACAGAUUGACAUCUUAAAUAAUCACACAAAAAAAGGACCUUUAAACAUAAAAUAUAAGACACAAAAGUUUUGCAGUCAAUUCUAGAUUAGACAUUUGGAACAAUAUGCUUUCUAUCACCUCUUUAGCUUUGCUAUGAGUAUCACUUGACAAGAUCUUCUUUAUUCACACCUUUUUAAUUCCUCUGUUGAUUUGAUUUGGGACACAGAAAACGUAAACACUGGGGGCUACACGUAUCACUAACAGUCUGAUUUUAAUCAAAGAUGACAGGAUGCUAUGCUCUGACACAAAAGAGUGGCUGCAUCCUUGUGAGGGUACGACAUGUAAAUUGUUGUUUUCAAUAAUUACUUCCAGUCAGUAUAUCAUGUAAGAGAAACCUAAUAACAGGAUAAUUAGCCUCCUGAAUUUUGACACUUGGAAUAUAUUUGACCUUUAAUUACUGCUCAUAAUUAGACGAGGCAGAGAGACGACAGGCCAUUAAUUGGUUCAUUAAUCGUGGAUAUUUCCUUGUUAUGUGGGUCAGUUUGGCUGUAAUAGAUCUAACAGCUGCCAGAUUCACAGGCAUCCUUUUGGAGUCACAGGAAACUCGGCUCAAGGUUGUCUCUCCAAACAGGAAGCAGCAGGCAGGAAGUUAGGGCUUUGGUCAGGAAAUGAUCAAUUCCAACAUACAAUGGAGCGGAUUUUCAAGACAUGUUAGCGCAUGCCGCUGGCCACUUUAGCUUGUGUCUGCUGAGCCAUAGCUGAUGCCAUUGUGCUCUUCCUCACUGCCUAACACAUUUUGUCAAAGGCCCCCCACCCCUUACUUUUCUCGCAUUGAAUUCAUUUAACUGAAAUCCAGUCAUGUCAGCGAGGUGUUAGUUUUCUCAUUAUACGACUGUCAUACUUCAUCACAGAUCCAGAUUUAGAUGUGAAUGUAGCGCUCUGCCAUCUGUUUCUUCAUUGCACAUUAGUUUCUCUGUUUCCCUGCCUGAACUCUCAAACAAACUUGAUGUAAUGCCAGUACUUUUUUCCCCCCAAGUCAAAAGACUAACAGAACAUACACUUGUUUUAACAAUACCAGUAUGUGGUUUGGCAUGGAGACUUGACCAUAUCUAAUCAGUUGCCAUUUUCAACUGACAUCAUGCUGAGGUAUGAAGGUCUGCGAUCAUAGUGUCACAGCAUGUGCACUAUAAAUCUACAGGAUUCAUUAUUAUUUCACCGCUUUGAUAUAGACAUGUCGAAAAUCUGCAGACUUCUUUGGAUUUUAUAUGAGUAUGGAGAUAUCAAUAUACUCAAAACUGCAGAAGAGCUUAUAUUCUAUCAAUAAAACUCAAAAUACCACAAUUAGACAUCCUCUAACUUCAGGUGGGAAUCACAGAGUAAGCCACAAUGCAGUACUACGAGAGAAUUCACAACACAGAGCCUGAGAUAAUGAUCAAAAUACAGACCUUCUACCGUAAUUGGUGCAACGCAAGACAAUCAUUUUAAUGAUACAUCAGGAUAACUGUCUAGAUCAAGAAAGAAAAUACCCCUAUGAAGGCAAUGUGCUGGAAUGCAGGCACAAAGCCAGACACUGUAACCAUUAGAGGCUAAGCUCAAACCCAGGAGUGUUCAGGGGCACGCUCCACCCCUUAGGGAAAAUGUUCUCAUUUCUGGCAGGUAUAAAUGGUGUUUUUCUCGCUGUUUUUAGUAGAAAUGUAGAUUUAAAAUGUCAAAAACCAUGCACAUCAUUUGGGAAAAUGGUGAGUUGCCACCUGUAAGACGUAAUCCUUUAGAGCCUGGGUAUUGUUCUCCAACUGUCUCCAUUAUUCCGAAGCUAUAAAGCAACACAUGGAAGAAAAACAAAAGAGACAGGGGAGAGAGAGAAUGAUGGAUGAUGAUUUUAAGUUACAUUAUACAGAUAGAGCAGGGAUUUAGAGCAGAACUUUCUAAUUGGCAUUAAUCACUCUGAAAAAGCAGAUGAAAAGCAGAUGUGGUAGUUACACAUUUAUCUCUGUAGCCUUCGAGCUGACGUUCAAUACAAUAUACACCACACUACAAUACAAAAAGGCCUUUCUUAGUUUUUGUGCCGUACUCUGAAUAAUGUGGUUUGAUUUUGUCAAUUUGGCUCCCAAUAUAAAAUGACUGUUAAACACUGAUCUGGUUUUCUAAUUAUCAUCACAAAACCUAGCAACAAAAUACAGACCAUCUGCGCCCACAAAUAAGCUUUUCUGUCCCUUAAAAUGAUCUGCCAAUCAUCCCAUCCGUAUUGUAGGUUACCGCACAAUCUGUAAUGUGAUUGGUUGCCUGGAGCGGUGACGCCAACACCUUUCCGCUCCAGACUGCAUCCGUACAGAAGUUUUAGAACCGAGUUUUGCUGAUUCUCUUUUAAAAACACUCUGCCCUUCUCAGGUCUGUUGAAAAGUAGCUGGUAAACAGGAAGUGGGGAAAUGAAAGCAAUUCUCCAACUGGUACCUGAUAUUUAAACAUUCAAUCUGCACUUCAACAGCAACCCCUUAUAGCUGGAUUUUAGCCUUCCACCUCAAUAACUGAGGAAAGCAGCCACCCUGUUGGUGUUGUAGAUGUAUUUUCUUGUCAUUAUCUGUUAUUUAUGUGUGUACCUAUGUGUUUUUGUCAUAGAAUGUUGGCAUUCUGAUAAACGGCAGUGUCCCCGAUCUGGUCGGCUCCCGAGUGGAGUGCGAAUACGCACCUGGUGUUUCUACGGCUGCCACAGUGCAUCUAGACUCCGGACCUGCUCAGAUCCAGACCUGCCCCCUCCUCCCACGAGAAAACUACCAACCAAUCCUCCCCGGCACAGGUGAGACCGAACAAAAGCAUCCGUUUGGCUGUGUGCCAUCGCUAAAGCACAGUUAAAGUGUAUGAAUCAUUUUUUUUUCAUUAAUAAGAUCUUGAGCAAAUGUAAUUUCCCCUCUUGUCUUUCAAAAGUCAGUGGUGCAGCAUGAGGAUAUUUGCUGUCUCGUUUGUGUUAUGACAGAGAUAAAGUCUGGAAUGGUUGACACAUGCGGCAUUGUUUACUCUCCUUUGUUUCUCUAGAUCAUCUGACUGUUUCUGUGGCGAUAAAAGUGAAUGGUACAUCUGUGGUAUCUGGGAGCUUCAUCAUCUACGACUGUGAGAGGACUGGAGCAAUACACCCCAAGACAUCGUGAGUCACACAUUUAUUGUCCCCAAAAACUUAACUCAUAUAUUUGGUUCUUGCACUCCUCCAAACUCAUGUCUAAUUUUAACAGCAGUUUGAUAAUAAAGAUGUAAAAUCCAAUCUAAUUUCCUCAGAGAAAGCACCAAAACAGAGAAAAAUUCUUCUUCUGUCUUUUCAAAUCAAUUUUCCCAUAACCUCUCAAGUUUUGCCACUGGCCUUCUGGAGAGGCCUGUCAUGAAGAUUAGAAACCUCUGUGCUAAAACAUCCUGACUGUCUGGGAAGCAGUUGAAAGUAUCUCUGCCUUGCCCGGCUAUUACAGAAAAAAUUCUGCCUACUCGUUGCUACAUUAGUAUUUAAAAUAUAAUAAAGCAAUAACUAAAAAUAUGUCAGUCUGAGGCAGCACUUUUCCUGCAGAAUGACUUUCUUACAAGUGCAGUUUGCUGAUAAUAUUUCUGCACAUUUCAAGCAGGAUUUGUAAUGCAGGACUCAUACUUAGGAUGGAUUAUGUUUACAUGCUUUUACUGCAGCUUUUUUGGCGUCGGUAGUUCCUCAACUACAUCUUCGACUGCUGGCGACAUGAUUUCAAGGCAACCGUUUAAAACAAAGCUUCCUGAAAGGUCCAAAUACCAAUAUAUCUUUUCCUAAACAAAGGGUUUCUGUAGAGCCGUAGCAAAUGUCAGCUUGAGUCUCUGUGGCAUUGUAGAUGUGCACACAUAGCUGGAAGCUGAAAAAACAGCGAAGCAUCUCUGCUCUGUCUCAAAGGCCUUUCCGCUUUGUCCCUAACCUCUUCCUCUCAUGUUUUUUUCCCUGUCUUUCUAUUUAUUCCCCAGUGAGUAAAUAUUGCCGACACGUCCUGUUGGAGGGCUUAUUGUGUGUUUGGCUUGCUCAGGGUUUUUCAGUGAAGGAUCAAAUGUGGGAUUAAUAUGCUGUAAACGUUAAGCCAGAGGAAAUUGGAUAUGUAUGUCUGGCUGGUCAUGUUGAUGUUUGUUUUUGUGAAGGACCGCGACUUGUAUGGCCUGGUCACAAAGAGGGUUUUCUCAUAGCUGGAGGCAAUCCAGCUGGCUUCCUCCUGCAUGUCGUACCAUGUCAGAGGAUCCACUUUAUCUGAUAGGCAGAUCCACGGCUUUUGGGGGGGGGGCAUCAGUGUGUGUGUAUGUAGGCGGGUGUGUUUGUUGACUGUGAUUCCCUUAGAUCGAAAACCAUUUGGGUGUGUCCCCUUUUGUUCACUUUUUCAAGCAGCCGGGAUGUGUGAACACAGCAGUUGCAGGUACAUGUGUGCAAGACUGCACCCAAUAUGCGCGUGUGGCCUCGGUGCUCUGCGAGGUCCGGGAGUGUGAAAUUAGACGGUGGAUUGUUGAAGGUGAUAAUGAGCAAAGUGCCAUUCUCACAGGAUGAGCAAUGGACUGCAAACUGCGGAGCUGCUAUACUCUAUCUGAUUUUAAUCACUUCAAGCUGUUUUUUUUAAUAAUCCCUAAAGAGUCUUACCAGCCACACCUCCUUAGUGAAACUAGAUAAAUUCUCUUUGUUCAGGGCUUUAUGUGGAAAGCCAGCACUUAGGGUUUUUAUGUGUCAAAGCUUAACUCUUAAUAAUGAGACACUGACACCGUUAUUGUCUGUGCAAACCAUCAAGGUCAGACAGGAGCUAUCUUAAAAGUUUCUUCUUGUAAACUUCAGGAUAGUGAAAUCCGCCAUCCAAUAGUUCUUAAGCAUUAUAUCUGAUUAUUUGAGCAGGAACAUCCUUGAAUGAUGUAAGAGGAUAAUAUAACUGAUAAAUGUACAUGCUGGAAAGGAGAUAAGGGAAGGAGGUCUAUCGGUUUGUCUCCGACAAUAUUAACCUGUUUACUAAAAUAACCGAGAGGGUCCAAUUGUGUAAUUUGAGCUCUUUCUUUAAAGUGCACCCUGGCAUUUUUAGAUCACUCGUCUCUGGCUGUGAGUAUGAUGUCUGAGAAAAUAACCCCAAUGAUGAUGUCAUGGUGGUGUCAUCAGAGUGAUCUCAAACUGGGAUUAAGACUUCAAACUUUUGUCAGCCGGGGUUUAGAGAUGAAAGAUUUAACCUGUCAGGGAGCAUCUAAAGAGAGAUGUCAAGAAGUUGCAUUGUGGGAAGUGCUGGAUCCAGUGGCGUUUGAUCCUGUCCAUGAUGGGACUAAAUUGCUGAUAUCAAAGUCACCGUUUUUUUUUUUUUUUUUUUUGACAGUUUAUUUAUGAACAUUUUUUUCAAAAACAGUAUACAGAUUCAAUAACAACAAUAGAACUACAAAUUUCACCCAAACCGGCCCCCUCCCAGAACAAACCCCGUAGGCCAACUCUUACCUACGUCCCUUAAAAAAAAUAAAAAAAUAAAAAAGAUAAAUAAUAAAAUAAAAUAAUAAUAAUAAUAAUAAUAAUAAUAAUAGUUCAUAUAUUAAAUAAACAAAUUAUUUAAAUAAUUAAAUAAAUUACUUUAAGUGAUCUGUGAGAAGUUAUCCAGAUAUAUUUUGAAGUCAUUCCAGCAUAUGUCAAAAAGAUGAGGUUUCUUUUUCAUACUGAACAUAUAUAUUUUUUUCAAGGUGUCUCUUGUGCGUCCAACAUUCGCAAAUAAAAGAGUAAAACUAAACCUCUUGAUUACCCACUUUCAAGCUUCUGUUGCACCCUCAUUGGACAAAGCAGUACCUCUAUUUUUUUGUUCUCUGCGUGCAUUAGUGUUGUUGUCAUCAAAUGCAUCACUCAUUAAGGAAAAUAUCUAAAAACCCUUUUCUGUACCUCUUUAAAUCUCUUUGUCUGACACCUGCCCUGGAGCAGCAUUUUUAGGCAUUUAUAUAAAAAAACAUAGACAUAAUUUAUCCGUGCCGAUGAUCUCAUGUGCUUUUGUAGAGCAGAUAGAAGCAUCUGUAUCAAUUUCAGUCUGUUUCAUAACUACUUAAAAAUCCCUCAAAGGAGCUUUAACCAGUAAAUCAAGGUUAGCGACACAAAGGAAACAUCAUCCGCUCAUAAAUGUGGCGAACGCUGAAUUGUAGUCCCAAAGCUGGCUCACCUACACAGAAGAAAGCUCGGAUGUGUUUGUGAGUUAAUGUUUAAGCGUGUGAGACUGAAAGUGAUGAGACAGUUCUCCGGUGACCCGUUCAGAGUGUUAAUGACAACCAGACGAUUCAGCAUUCCAGUCUCACCAAAUAGCCCAGUAGGACAACCACCUAACCUGCCCUCUCGCUAUGUGUCUAUCACCUUCUUUUAUGUUUCGCACAGACCCAAAACUCUCUCACACACACACACUCACUCACUCUGUUUGUUUGUUUUAUUGUCUGUCUUUCUCUACCUCUCUCUCUGUCGAUCAAGUUUUGCACUCCUGUUGUUUUCCCCUCUUUCUGUCUGUCCGUUUGCUCCCUUCUCUCAAAAUCUCCCCCUUAAAACUGGUCUUUUCUUCUCUGUGUAUUUUGUCUUAGACAGAGACGUGAUUGAGGAUGUGUAUUUUACUGCUGUGUCCACUAAAAGGCCCUGAGAGUGUUAGCCUGACUGUGUAUUUAGUGUGUGUGUGUGCGUAUGUGUGUGUGUAUGGUCCUUAUGACUUUGGGUGGGCAGUGUUGAGGGGUAUUUACUGUCCGUGUUAGGUCAAGCAGAGAGAAAGAGUAUGUGAACAAUCUUUAUGUGUGUGUGUGUGUGUGUGUGUGUGCGAUCAUGUGAUUGAGCGUGUGUGUGUGUGUGUGUGUGUGUGUGUGUGUGUGUGUGUGUGUGUGUGUGUGUGUGUGUGUGUGUGCGCGCUGUAGGUGUUUUAGUGGGACUGAAAGGGAGUCAGGGAAAACAGAAAUGCUGCAGCUGAUAAGAGCCUUGAGGGGGCCGUCUGCUUCUAAUCAGAACACACACACACACACACACACACACACACACACACACACACACACACACUUUUUCUCUAUCCAACUCCCCUUCCAGUCUAAAGACCCCCUUGGAGUGCUACUAUCACUGGAGGCGCUAUCACUCCUGGUGUGGGACAUCUGUCUCUUCCUGCAGGCAGUACAGUGACACACACUCCACUCACACACAUGCUGCACUGUGGAGGUGUUCCACUUACGGACGUUUAUCUGGGAGACACACACACCCACACACUUACGCACACACAUUUGUAUUCUAUCCUCGGUAUAGAUAAAUACGGUACAAUCCAUAUCCCCCGAACACUGUCAUUAAUCAUCUCAAGUUUACGUCCAAACUUUACUCAGAGCCUUAAUCUGAAAGAACAGAUCACCCAAAUCGCAACAGAGCUGAAUAUCACAGAUAUUUAUAUUGAGGUAAUGCCAUAAAUCUCAAGGAAUAAUAUCUCAAAAGCUUGGAAAACAAAACUUAGACCAAUGGAGUUUGUGAUUUGGCUUAAAAAGCUCAGUACUGUGGUUUUAAGCAAAAGUUACUCAAACAGGAGUGGUGAAUAUAGUUUUGACCCAUUCCAGUUUGAGAUUUGGUGCUACUGCGGUUACAAGAAGCUUCCCCUGGCAGUGCCCAUUUUUUAUUAUUAUGAUGGUAUUUUAGGAUUGUGUCAUGGUGUGCAGUCGUAAAAAUGACAUUCAAAAAAAGAAAAAACUCUAGUUUACAAUUACGUGACUUUGAGUGGAAAUUUGCCUGUAGCAUCUUUAUACAUUCUUGAAGAACAAUUGAAAUAAUUUAUGAGCAACAAUAGAGCUGUAUGGGAAAGAGGCGUGGUUUGCUUUGGUACUAAAUGAUAAACCGUACUAAACCAAUUAUCUUCAUGAUGAUCCAAGCAUUAAGCCCUAGCUUUAUACAGACAUCUUAAGCCUUUGUAUUUGAUAUAUAAAUAAACUACUUAUUGGUUUGGCUGUGGAAAAGAGACAGCCUCAUAAAUCUGUAAUGGCUUUAAUGUUGCCUUUUUACUGCGAGUGUUGUGUAAUUUCAAGUUUUCACACGCUUUCAGACUUUUAUUUUGAAAGGCAAGACAAAAGUAAUGACAGCCAGGAGGAGCAUUAAAAUAGAAGUUUAAGGAGUUAUCAUUGUUAUUUUUCAUAACACACAUACAGCCAAUGACAACACCUCACACUGAGGCUAAAGGUCGGUUUCUUCACAAAUUGUAAGUUUUAAAUACUUUAGUUUCAGCCAGUUUAGCUUUAAAUAACAUGUUUAUCUUUGUUUCACUUUUUUGUUAGUCAUUGACUCUUAAAUAAAUCUGAGACCCAUUUUAUAAUGUGUCAGACCAUCUUUUGUGGCUACAUGUCUGUCAUGGACCAAGCAUUCAAGCACAAAACACAAGUUUAAAGUUCCAAAAAAGGGGGAAUUAUUUUUUUUUAAAUGGCUUUUGAAAUGUAAUUAAAGUUGAAGGGCCCUUAAAAGAAGACAACAAAAUAUACCUCCACUGAAAUUAAAGUUAACAAAACUUGACAUCAACUCAACUAACAGACCUGCCUGAAUGAGACACUUGGAGAAUAUUCAUAGUGGUUGAUCAGAUCACAUUUAACACACUGGGGAAAACUAUACACAAUAAUGUAAACUAACACUCUUGAACCCUGAUCCCCCCUAUGAUGUAAGAGCUCUUGGUGUAGUCUAUGGGAGGGGCUCCAGAAUAAAGCCUGGCUCCGCCCUCAGCUCAGUCUUUUGUCUGCCCAAGUAGGAAAUGCCAUCAGGCAGCCAGGUAACUCAAAGAAGAGAGAAAUGAGUUCAUACAAAUGAAUAACAAAAAAAACAAACAGUGUAAGCUAAAUAUGUGCACUCCAUCCAGAAAACAAUGUUGCCAAAGUACUAAUAAACCAAUUUUAAACAAGACAAACUAUGUGUGCUGUAACUGCAACUCAGAGUAACUGACCAUGUGGUUUGCGAGUGUGUAAAUGCUACAACCUCACAAUGCCCAUGUCAUUUUUAACAGUAUUUUCCACAGGCUGCAUUAUCUCUAAUUUGUACAUUUGGGUGUUUCUCGGCCUAAUUAGCGGGGAAUGAAUGGAGUCUAAGAGCUUAUUUUAAAUUUCCUUGCCAAAAUGUCCUCACUUAAAUGGUGUGAAACUCAAAAUGAUGUUUAUAAAGAUAGUAACCUUGGAGAUAGAGCUCUCACAUGUAUCAUCAUUGAACAGUCUGUGUGUUUAUAGAAGAGGGCUUUGUUUUAUCUCCACAGAUUUGGCCCACUUUGACCUCCUGGCCAGCUGGCUGUGUUGUUACUGUGAAAUGAAUGUGUCUGCUACUGUGACUAAUCAUUAUUUCCCUUUAUUAGAGUUAAACUUUGAAGCCUAUAAUCAGUCGAACCUCUGAGUUUGUAUAACACACAGAAUUAAUCAGACAUAGCAACUUUUGAAAUGACUAUUUAUCGCUGCAUGGGAACAGAUUAAAGGGGAGGAAACUGGCUAAAUUUGAUGUUUGGCUCUGAAGUCUUUUCAUGUAUAUGUCUUUUUUUUUUCAGAUGUGAGAGCUGUCUGAGAACCAGGUGGAAAUGUUUCUGGGACCAGGAGAACCACCUUUGUGUUUCCAAUAAAAAUGAGUCAAAGCCCAACCUGCUGGAGGUGAGUAAUCCUCUGCUUUUUAAUAAUCUAUCACCCAAACAGACACCUAGAGGAUCUCAUGUUAUUAAGACCCCUCUAGUCAAAGCCCCAGACUCACUCCAGAUUCUUUUAAGUUUGCUGUGUAAGGCCCCAAGUCCAGACGGGUUAGGCAAGAGUCCUCAUGUGGUAAUUCAGCAUGAGGUUUCAAUGUCUCAGCUGCAUGUAGAAAUGUUGCAACCCUCUAUAAAAUCUCAGGAGGUUUCAGUUUAACAGACUCCUUACAGGGUAUUGUACCAUUUUAAAGCUCCUCAGACCUCCUAUAAAGUUUUGGCAGUUUGCUUAAUACCCCCACAUGUGGAAGAGUGCUUUGUCCCCAUUUUUUAGGAGAAUUAUUUCUAAAUGUCAGAGCCGCUGGUUGCCAGAGGAGUGAUAAAUCUACACCUACAUUCUUAGCUAUGCUUUCAUACAACCCUUCAUUUUAAGUAGGUGACUGUACGAAUGGAUUAUGUAGAUGUAUGUUUAUGGAGCCUCACGAGGGUGUAAACUACUCUGAAAAGCAAACAAACUAAAUAGUGUAAAAGGGUUGGCAUGAAAAGGCUGUGAAACUAGGGGAAAUUAUCCACAACAAGAACAGCCUCAUUGAUACAAAUUACAACUCCCCAGACACAACUGUCUUUUGUGCAUGUUUCUGACAACACAAGACCAUGUCAGGCUUUGUAUCAUCGCCAUCCCCUGCAGAGUUUUAUCACUCAGCCAGGUCCCAUGACCUGUGCGAGGAGGCUUACUCCCAGCAGACCCCAGCCCUAAGGACACAGGGGUCUGACUGACAGUUCUGGUCCCUGUGAGAGAGGAGAGGAUGUGACUCACAGUCCUCUGGUCAGCUGCUAGUUAACUUGUUCUGCUCUGGCGUUGAAGUGUUUUAUUGCCAGCUCUAUCAGGAGAGCCCCCUGGACAGGAAAAAAGCUGUUUUUCUUAAACAAUUGCUGUAAUAAAGAUAUCACUGGAUUUCUGAAGCAAAUAAAAGCUAGUCAUGCGUGCAGUUUGAGAUCCCAAGAUACACCAAAACAAACAUAUUAAAGCACAAGAGGCUCCUGUUUUUCUAGUCACUUUUUUGUUAUUCAGAUUUUAGCUCUUUUUGGAUGUGAAAAGACUCCAUUAAGUCUUUGUUAUGUAGGUCAUAAAGAGGAGAGGAGAUGAGUUUCCCCCGUUUUUCUGCUGAUCCCAUCACAGUGUCCGGUGGGUCUGUUUUUCUAAUCCCUCAUCGUCUCCCCAUUUGAAGCUAUUGUUGUCUCCCUCAGAGCAAGACUUUACCCCCUCAUUUCCUCCUCCUACACAUAAACAGGACAGGUAUUUUGGGUUGCGGAUGUGUGCUGUGGAGCCAUUGUUUUCUUUAAUUCCUAUAUGUCACUUCCUGCCCCUGAAACCCCACCUCACCACAGAAUGCAGCUUCCUGUCCCAGUCUGGUCGCUUCCGAGGUUCCUCCUUCACCAUCAGGAAUGGCCCAGGACUUUACCUUAUCCCUCAGCAACAUCCAGGAGGUACGCCAGACAUCCCUACAGCUAUGGAGCUGGACUUGGACUUUGUCCAAAUUGCAUGUUGUGAAAAUGAUUGGAAUAAAACCGAGGCAUAUGGUGGGUUCGCUUCAAGCUGAGUUAAAAACAGAUGGAAAUUUGUGUGCUGUUAUUUAGGUCAAUGAAUGAGUGGAACCUGAAUGUGGGUGAUCUCCAUGUUGUGAGACAGAUAUGAAAGUGAAGUAUUAGUGUGAGUCUUUAUGCUUAUGUUGCUCCCUGCUCAGCUGUUUGGGCCCACCAUGCAUGUGGUAUCAUACUGUGACUAGCUGAGUUGUGCCUCUGUCAGCACAGCGUACAGUACAAUGUGCAGUGGGGUCUGAGGCAGCACUCACACGGCAGGGGCUUUAUUUCACCCGUGUUGGUUUUAAAUUCGCCUAGUCCUUCCAGAUCAGUUUUUUAAACUCCUUAUUCUCAUCCUUAAUCCAUGCUGAGCAAGUCAGACGCUGAUCCUGCAUCCUUGAUAAGGACACGGCUGGGAACUUCAGAAAUUCCUAUGCUGACUGGUUGCCAGGCGUGGUCAGUCACACGCCUAACCCCGGCUGGCCUCUCCGGCCCUCUCCAAGUGUGUUGCUAUGGUGACAGACUCUGAGUCACAUACAAAACCACAUGAACGCACACAAACACAGUUUCUCAGGACAGCUUGGAAGUGUUUGGCUAUUCAUACUUCUCUUUAUUAUGAAAGUUUAUACUAGCUGAGAGUGUUUGGAUAAUGUCUUCAUCUUGUCAGAAAGCCAACAUGCAGGAAAUGUGGUGUCACUCAUUUUGGUGCUUUCCAAAAAGUAUCACCAUCUCCUCAUGACCUCUUUUGGAACAUGUGGUGAAUUUAGCUCUGGUUCCCACAGUUUUAAAAAACCUGCUAUGAAUUAUUUAGACGCUACACUGAUAAACAUUCAUUCCAAAAUAUUUAGCAACAAGCAGAUACUUGAGAGUUUAUCCUGCAGUUUUUAUGAAAGUGGUUCUCAGCCUGAACAGGGAACAUUAUAAAGUGUGUUUGCUGUUGAGCCCUCCGGGGCAAAGGGACCUGCCAGAAAGCAAAAAAGAUCUUCUCUGGUGUCAAAAAGCACGGAAAAUAGCAAAGUCACGGAGAGGGCGAUCAAAGUAGACCAAUUUAAGCUGGCUGGAUUCACAGACAAAUGAUUUCUCCCACUUUAAGCACUUAUCUUUUACUGCUCUUAGCUAUCUGAGCUACUUCAUGGUCUUCACAUUAUCCUGGCUCAUUUAAACUCUGGGCUCUGAUUUUAGAAAGAAUGAAUUCAUAUUCAUUACCAUGGCUCCCAGAUGACUCGCCAAGGUGUGGGAGUCCAGAUGUUUAUGAAUAUGAAUUUUGAAUAGAUUGCAUCUUUCCCUGGCAGGGACAAUUAUAGUGGGUUCUUUGAGUUUGCUGGUUCUCUUUUGGAAGUUGUCAAUUGUUACCAGACGUGUACGAGAUAGAAUUUCUUUGCAGACGCCAGCUCUGUUUUCUCUCAUUUUGGGCGCUAGAGCUGCAAUUAUCUCAUUCUGAGAAAAAUAUAAUAUCAUAUUUGGCUUGCUUGUUGCAACAGAAAUGCUGAAUACUAGUUUAAAAAAAAGUGAUCUGCUCAACAGGGAGAGAAGCUGGAGUGUGACUUUGGGACGGAGCAGCAAUAUGAGGCCACAUGGCUGAACAGCACGACGAUCAAAUGCAGUGGAGUUACAGUAAGUAUUCAUACGAGAAAGAACUACUCAAGUAAGUUUUCUAAAUUCAAAAAAGACCAUAGAGGUCUGAUUCAGCUAAUGUGCGUUUACUCUUUCAGUGUGCUCAUUAUUGUUUGGUUAAAACUUGCUUGUAAGUUGUUUUCUAUGUAAUUAUUGUUGGUUAAGAACCGAUUAUUAUCUCAAACAACAAUACACGUUAAGGCAGAAUGACAUAUUUCUGACCUGUUUUAUUGCUGCCCUUUACCUCUCUGUCUGUGUAGCUGUCUACCAAUCAAAGGAGUCAGAUUUAUCACCUUAACCUGCGGAGAAAGGGGUACUUCAGUGGACAAGGGGAGGAUAUAUUUAUCGACAGCCCUCAGCCCAUGAGAGGUACGACACCGCACUCAUAAUAAUGUCGACUUGUGGGAAAAAAAAAACAAAUGAAAAAUCAUCUUUCACGCUUCAGCUGUUUGCUCAGCUCUCCUGUAUUUGCAUCAUAAUUAGACACUCGCCAAAAAACAAGGGAAAAUCUGACAUAGCUGCCACUGUUGCUCCCAGAAUGCAUUUCACCUCUGCACAAAUGUUUUCUGAUGAGAUUGGUGGAUUUAAUUAAACCUGCAGAAAAAUAAAGAACCGCUUACGGGAACAAACAGUGUGAGACUGCCUUUCACUUGCAAUAAUAGUAGUUGUUGUAAUGCAACACAUAAUUUGCCAACAACUAGCAAUUUCCCAUCGUAUCAUUCUCUGCUACUGGCUAAUUUCACAUAAUGGUUACUGAACUUAGGGAGCAGCAAUUUAAGGUGUUAGCAAAGGCCCUUGCAGGCCGUGUCCUCAUGUAUUGUUCAAAAUACAAUAAAAACUCCAUGACAACAGUGAGAUAAUGAAAAGUAGUGUGCAUGUUGUUGAAUUUGGCAUGUUGUUAUAGUGCGUAUACAAGCCAAGCCUAGCCUAUCCCAGUCCCAGAUGUGCUGUUCCUCGUCCAUGUGUCUAGCAUGUGAACAACAGCCCUGGGCCCCUGCCAGACACUCUGUUAGCUGUUAGCGGACAUGACAGUUGCUUCAUAACAUGCGGAGUCAUCAAAUUUAAAUUUAUCACACACAUCCAGGCGCACAAAAUGCACACACUGUAAUAUGCACACAAAAGCAUGCACAGAUGCACAUGCAGGGAUACAAAUGGGACUGCGCUCUGGGAGGCACAUUGGAACAAGACUAUAAUCAUCUGUUUCUCGCUGGCUUUGUUCUCCUCGACUCCAUUAGCUCUCCUUUUUUUCCUGGUUUAUUUUUACAGCUAUGAAUGUAUCACCCUGCAAAUGCUUUCAUUCAGAUCAUACACCCAUGUGGUUCAUAUGAGGUUAAAAAAAUGUAAUUUGGGACUCUGUCUUACCUUGUUUACCAGACAAGGCAAACAGCGCUCAGAGAUGCUACUUUUAAGUAAUAACUGCCUCCCCGUCUGUCUCACUCUCUCAUCUCCCUCUAGUGGAAGUGUACAACUGUAGGGUGGGGAGUUCAGACUGUUCCCAGUGCUGGGGCCGAGAGGACCAGGGCCACCUCUGUGGCUGGUGUGAAAACAGCUGUCGACCAAGGGAUGACUGCCAGCCCAUCAGGGAUCAGUGUCCAGCUCCUGAGAUCCACAGGGUAAGAUCACGAGUUAAACAUGCAUGCAUGGAGGCUACAAGUGUUUGCAUUCAUCCUCCAGCACACUCCUUUGCCUCCGGGCUCUAUUUUCAGGCUAUAAAAUGGUGAAUCAUGGGGUCACUCACAUGGUGCAGAGCCCCCGUGCCCUAUCUGUCCAGUGUCAGCUGCUGAGGGAGUGUUUGAAUGGAGUCUCAUUAAAGCGGUUCGCUCGGUAAUAACACUAACAUUCACUUAGCCGCAGCCCUCAGGGGACACAUGGGAGCCGAUCUGCAAUCACUCAGGAGGCCCUGGGAACACCUUCUGCCCUGUGUAACUACAGUAUCUGUGGAAAGCUAUACGUGAAGGGCUCUUUGUGUGGAAAGCCACAUCAACUCAGAAAAGAAAGCAAACAAGAAACCAUGAGGGGUUUUAGAUCUGUGACCACAAUAAGAGCAAAACCGCAGCACUAAGAAGGAAUAACAAAAUGUUUAUCUAGCAUAGGAUCUGACUGCGGUCAUGUCACAGUGGUCAUCUUAAUUACCUGUCAGGACCUGUUUACAGAGCUCAUUUACAUAAUCGUAUUCAUUUGUUCAUCCAGCUGGAAUGGGAAAGUGUUUCGAUGCAUCUUCUCUUUCUCCUGUUACUGUAUGCCUCUAUCAGCAUAGCCACGGUAGGCGGUCAUGGGAAGCACGGCUCACAUGAGACCCAGUCGGCCUGAACUUCCUGUAGAUAAAACCUGGUCAGCCCAGGAGAAUAAGCAAGCAGAACAAAGCAGGCAAACACACACACACAAACACACACUCACACAGGCAAACUGUGCGUCACACAAAUAGGCCAUAUUGAAGCAUUCACGAUCAUCCCUCUUUCUUUGUAGCUGUCAGCGUAGUGUGACUAACAGGAUGCUCUGUGAGAGUCAAACUUGUGUGGACUUCUUAUGCGACUGAAGUUAGCUGGGUUGGGAUGCCUUUUUUGCGUGGGUUGACCAUUGUUGUAGUGCUCUCUCUCUCUCUCUCUCCCCUCCCUCUCCCUCUCCCUCUCUCUCUCUUACACACACACACACACUCACUCACUCACUCCCACUGGCUUUCUCAGGAGAGCGGGCUGCGGAAAGGAUACUGGGGCUGUGGUUCUGUGGGGUGUAUGAUGCAACGCUUUGGCAGCCAUGUUUUCCCAGAGAAUCCACGGGGGUUUGAGCCCCAGUUCUCCGGCUUACGGAGGAAAAAGAUCAGCUCUCCGUAAACAUUCGCACACACACAGCUGGCAGACGCUCUUUGUGUUAAAGUCUAAGUGACUGUGUGAACACUAUUGAUAAUUGUGUGCGUUUUUCUUGCUCUGCUUUGUCACAUACAAUCUCUAUUACAAUAUAGUGGCACCUAAAAUAUCAAUAUGAUGUAGGAGGGUUUCAUUACUCCUUUAACUUUGCCACACACACCAUCUAAUUGUGAAGGAUGUUCCUAAUUCAAUGCAGUGACGUAAGACAAUGGAGACAUUUAUUAUCUCUACGGGCCGUAUUCUCAUGUUGAGCCGUGUGGGCCAGUCCCCCCGUUUAAAAUAACAUUGAUUAAGGCUGCUUUGGCGACGAAAACAGGAACUGCCAAACAUAGUUUAUCCACGACUUGAAAAGAUAGGGAGAACAGAGGGAUCUGGCUGAGAUGUGAAUGGUCUGGGAGAGAGGAUGGAGAGCUAUUUGGACAGAGAAAGGGCGGAGAAGGGUACAGUAUAGUGAGAAGCCUUUUCCUGUUUUUGUCCUCAUGUCCUUCUUGAUUAGUGUGAUGCAGGAGAGCUAGAGUGAGGAGAGGAAGAUGAAAGCUCUGGCCUCUGAGCGAUCCAUCCAGAACAAAAAAAAGAAAAAAAAAAAAACAAAGCAUACAACAACAUAUGGGUUUUAUAAAUUUAGGCGGUAUUUUUUCUUCAGGUUGCUGCGACACAUUCGGAGUGUUUUUGAUUGAAAUAAAGAGAUGUGGAAUAAAUCAAACACAUUUAAUGGCUUCGACAUUCUUGGUAGAUUUUUUUUUUUUUGCAGGCACAUUCACACCGUGUGAUCUCCCUGGAGGCCUGGCAGAGUUUCUGCUGUAAAUCAAGACUCACAGACUUGUAAGAGGUGUAAAUGAACAGCAUGCCAGCUGAUGUUGAUGUCAGUGCUCAACAGCACCACAGAGACACACUCGGCGCUAUAAGAUGCAAAGUGAUAAUAAAUAACUCUGCUUACUGCUGAGCUCUGGCCGCUUUCAUGUGCAUGUCUGACAUGCCUGUGCAUAGGUGUUCAAACGUAGAUUUAUGUUGUGUAAGGGUAUGAAAGAAUGGGGGUAUAUGUUUUUGUUAAGGGAAGUGGUAGAUGUGGCAGAAGGUGGUAGCACUUAAUAUCCAAGAGCUUAAUAUAACUAUAAAAAACAUCUGCAUCACUUCCUGUGGGGUAGAUCCCACAGAAAUAGUGCAAGUAAUGGUUUGGUUUCCAGUAGUUUGUUUUCACAUGAUAUUAAAAGUAAUACGCUCUUUCUUUACUCAGCCACAUCCCCCCUUUUUAGCUGGGAAAUAUAUGGUUUAUUUAUUCCUGCUGUCACUCUUGCGGGCUUCAAAUAAUCUGAAUGCAGAGCCAAGCCUUGUACUCUCACCUAGACCAAACAGAAGUGCUGUUUUCAUUCUUAAGCUUGGUGUCUGAUAGAGCCGGAGCCGGACUAAUAACGCAGAGGGGUCACACUGACCUCGGCGCAGUGAGGGGGUCAUUCAGAAAAGCACGCACACUGCUGGGCUAGCUAUGCUACAGUGGCAAGAUGAGGGUAGAUUGCUUCUGUCUGGGCAACAGAGAUGCUAUCUGAAAAAGCUGCGUUUCCGUGGUGAUUGGAGAGGUGACAGUCCUCUCCUUUUCUUUCCGGUGCUCCCUGAGUGGAAAGUUAAGGGACCAAAGGCGAGGGCUGAAAUGAUGCAUGAGAGUGUGCCUGUGAACAACAGCAGAAAUGGGGCUAAGGAAUUUGACAGAGCAGACGCAGGAAAACAGAUGAAAGGGAGUAGCAAUGUGCAUUAAUUCCCCUGUUGAGGCUUUGCUCUCUCACCACCACCAUCAGCAUUCACUCUCCCCUCGACACUCAGUUCCCUAAAUUGCCUCCCCACUCAUCCACCUUUCUGCUGUGCUCUCCACCUCGCCUCUCCAGCCCCUCUCUCUCUCUCACUCCGCCUGUCUCUUGUGGGAUGUGAAGGGGGCUCUUAGCCUGCUCUUUAUUUGCAUGUGCUGUAGAGGAUUAGAGGCUGAAGAGUCUCAGACUGGCACAGUUAAGAGUCUCCUUUGUGUGUGUGUGUGGGUUUGCGUUUGUGCGUACCUAAACUGUGUGUCUAUUCUAUUAGAUCACAGUCUUCAAUAGAAGUACACUUACACAGGCCACUUGUCCUUAUCUCCCCAUGUGUCACACUCCAUGUCAACAUCAGAGGCACCAUCUCCAUUCUCUUAAUUCUCUGUCACGUUUAUUACCAGCCGUCUUUAGUGGAACAGUUUUAGGGUGGUAAUCUCCAGAUGAGCUUUGAUUCAUUGUUCAUAUUACAGAGAGGUUUUUUUUCAGAGGCUUUUGUCUCCCGCUGCUCAUUACAUCCCUUUGUCUUUGUCAGAUUUUCCCCCUGAGGGGUCCAGUGGAGGGAGGCACCCUGCUGACGAUACAGGGCAGGAACCUGGGCCGGAGGGCUGAAGCAGUAAAGGUCUCGAUUGGAGAUGUGCCAUGUACCAUCCUGCCUGAGCUCUACACAGUCUCCGUAGAGUGAGUACUAUAACAUAUGGUCGCAUAAUGAUCCACACAUUUGCACAUAAAGGCGUAUGUCAACUGGGCACCAGUGUUUGCCUAAGCAUAGCAGUGAGCAAGAAUAAUUUGUUUAAUUAUUCCUGGGCCUUAAUUGAUUACAUUUUACCACAGCUGUAGGUAAUAUUAUGAAUAUAAUUCCUGUUUAAAAUCCUGAUAGAAUAUACAAUAAUGCUGUAGCUGGGAUUGUUGAGAGCACAGCUGAGAGUAAACAGUUAUAAUAGUAACCAGACGCACCUUCGUGUUAGUGACUGGACAGCGGGCAGAGUGAGGGAACAAGGGGAGCCUUGUCACAGUUAAUAAACCUAAAAUAAAUCCUGUCAUGAGCGUUUCAGCCCUGAACACAGUGUGCGACCAAGACUAAACUGAAGAAUACCAAAGACUUCACGGUCAGAUCUACCUGACUUGUUUUUAAAAUGGAUGGAGGAAGUUUGCCGACUUAAACUGAAAAGGGAUAAAUAUGACUGAGAGGCGUGCGUAAUACUUACAGUUUAGGAGCUAUCAUCUUUUGAAAGGGUCUCAGCACCAUUUAAAGCCUCUUUUACUCAUGUCCAGUCUCUGGUUCUAUAGGGAUCAGCAAAUAGCAGCAUUGUUUUUUGCUAAUAACUAAACACUAACACGAGCAUUAGCUUGCUGGCAAUGAUUUUAUCAAGUCCAAACUAGCUAGCUCUAGCAUUUCACUUUUCUGGACAGAUGUCCGCCCAUGUCCCUACAUCCAUUUCUUCGUAUUACCUGGAGUGUAACAUGGUGCAUAAGUCGCACUGCUAUUGCUUUUACUGUUAAACAGUUAAUUGCAAAACACACAUAUGUACUUCAGGUCUCUUUCAGCAUCCUGGCAGGAACAGUUGUUGAACAAGACCGCUCUUGACCACACGUGUAGGUGAACACAUAUUACAGCUCUUGCUUGGAAAUGAAUGUGUUAAACAGACUCCAUAACAAAACUAAAAUCAAUUUUAAAAAGCCUGUAAGGAUAAAGUUAAAUAACUAAAGGCAUGGUUGACGAUCUAAGAAGCAGUUUGAAGCUGAGAAGCGCCCCACCCCUCACACACAAACCUCUCCCGUCUGUGCUCCACGAUAACUCCCCCCCUGAACCUGUAUCGCCCUCCCCACGACACACCCCCUCUGGCAAAGCAAGGCAGAAGAUCCUACGCUAGCAUCAAAUAGGAUUCACCAUGUCCGAUUGCUAGUGACUAGCGGCAGUAAACGCCAGCUCUGCUAGCGAGCACCGUCUGCAAGUGCCUGGACAGCCACAUGUGCCACGAUAAAAGGCAAAAAUUACCUGUAAUAAAAACUUUGCUGUUUCUGCGUCUGUUUUCAAGCCCAAAUCCUGGUUGAGCUUUUGCCACCACUCGAAGAAUGACCUGAUGUUUAUUCAAGUUAGAUUCCUUGCUUGGUCGCAUUUCCUCUUCAUCUCUGCUCUUUCUUCUGUCGGCUUGCAUUUUCUUAGCACUUUUGGUGGUGGGACAAGAAGAAGUGUUUUUUUUUUCCAUCCCUCUCCAUCACAGCUGCUGUAGCUAAGCUGCUACGCUACUUUUAGCCACUCCGAACUCCGAGGACGGCCAGGAGAGUGGGAGGGGACGAGUUGUUUUUCCAUUCUUUUUUUUUUUUUCGCUUUGUGGAGAUCGCACUAUAGGACUAUGAUCACAUAUAAACCAGGUUCAUAAUAAUUACCAAUUUCUCCAAUCGUCAACCAUGCCUUUAAGUCUCCUCCCCUAUUUUGCAAGUCCUGUUACAGUCAGCUAGUUGGGUUUCGGACUGUCACAUCACUGGUGGCAGUAUCAAAAGUCAAACCAAACUGCUUUGUUUGAUUAUCAGUAAUGAAGGCAUGUAAGGAAGGGAAUUAGGGACACAGACUUAUCUUUUUACUGUCGAGUGUGUGUUUUUAAAAGUUAUCAAAGCUUUGAACAAAACUCAACAAAGAUACUAAGAAAAAUAACAGAAAAUAAUGAAUAAAUUCAUAUAUUGGUCCCUGACCGUCUGCUCUUUUCAAUAAUAUCAAUCUUCAGUACACAUUAAUGUGAAGUAAAUGGUUCACCUCUGUUUCCUACAGGCUUUGGUAUUGUAACUAGUUAUAUAUUUAGAAGAAAAAAUAAAAUAAGUCACAAAGAGAUCAGACACUUUUGUGUUUCCACUGUGGGGAAUCUUUUUUCCAGCUUAUUUCCUCAGACAGAUGACAAUGAACACUACCCAAAAGAAAAAAAAGUAAUACACUUGCAAUAUAACCAUAAAAAGCCAUUUAGAAAAUGAUUAAAAGCUGAAAGGUAGCACAGCUUUAAACCACCUCUGAAUAUGUUCAAUAAAAAAUCUUCCUCCCUCAAAUUAUAUGCUGCUUACUUGUCCACCAGUAAAUAGAACAUCAGCCAUCCCUGCAUAGUUUCCUUUUCAUGCAUUCAUGAGGCUAAUUUUCACAAAUAUUAUUAUGCAGCACACUUCUCAUUUUAAGUGACUCCGCCGCCAUCCCUCUGUAGCUCAGGGACCAUCACACUGUCACCAUGGAGACAGCAGGACCCCGUGUUGACACCGGCAUAACAGAGCUCAGAGGAAGUCAGUAACUCAACAGUUACAUCCAAACUUCUAUUCAGUAUCUGUAAUGUCCCUUGAAUGGAACUGUUUAUCUGGUCUUGCUCCACUGAAGCCAAUCAUUGUAUUAAGACCAGUUGGAGGGUGACCUGUAGGUCUUACCUGUCACUCCAGCUGCCUGACACAUUCCCAAAAAACCCCACAUAUCCAAAACAGCGAAUCGCAUUUCACUCUUGGGGUGUUCUCGUUUCAUGUCGUCAUUCCUCAUUGGCUCCUGAGGCUGGUUGUUAUGACAGCGAAGCAUAUCCUGGUGGCUGGUAGAGGCACUGACAAAUCAUGUCAGUGCCUCUGACAUUGUCAGCACAUUUGACUUGCAAACACACACACAUGAAUGCACCUGCAUGUUUAUGUUUCUCCUUGUGGGGACCUUCUGCAGAUUUGAUUAAAUGUGAUCUCAUCUCAUCCUGUUAACUUAAACCCCUUACAUUUAAUCUUACCCUGCUUUAUCGGAAAAAAUCUGCAUCUAAUUAUCCAUAAUAUGUACGAUGCAUCCUCGUUGCGAAGAUCUAAACUCUUGAAGAAAUGCCAUUCAAACGCACUCCACUUGACAAACACACUUAUGCCUGUGACCUCAUUUACGGGGACUGUUGAGACAGGUGUCUGCUCGUGCGCUGAAAGGUGAAAGUUCACAUCUGUGUGCCAAAAGAAAAAUGUGCAGCAGUGGAGAGACGGCGCUCAACUCACCCGGUGUCAACAUUUUAAUUAAUGGCACAGUCAGUCCAGACACACCUCAUUUACUGGAGCACUUAAAGCCCAGGUCCUCCAUACUGCCCUCUCAUUCAUUUUAAUACACGCCUUGAGUGGCCUAGGCCCUGUCCAUUUAGCUGCUCCGUACACAACCCUCACAUCCAAACACACACAGACCUGAUUACCGCUGAUGCUUAUCGCCCACUCAAGGGAAAUGAUCAGGAACAUCUUUAAAAACAGACAAAAUACUGCCCUCUGAAACCCGUAAUAUCAUCACUGUGGGGCGUUGCUGGAAUGUGGAGCAGGGGUCAGAUCAGGCUCCGUCUGUGGUAUCUGUGUCCUUUGACGGAGCAUCAACAUCACACACAGUUUACAAACUCACAUAUACACACAUCGGGUCUAUUAAAGUCCUCAAAAGUAUGGGAUCUGGUUUCCUGAAAUGGCUCUGUGAGUAUCAGAAAGUCUCAAAUUGCCUUGAUAAAAGUGUUUUUAUAUCUGAGGGGAGUAAUCAGACACUAUUAGAUUAUAGAUUUUUCAAACAUGACACAAUUUUCAACUAAAACAAGGAUUAUUGCAGCAGCAAAUUGGGGGUAAAGAGUGUCAUUUAGGGAUAUUAGACCUACUGCGUGGACCAGCACUAAAGCCAAAACAAAGCCAAAAUAAACAGGAGUAAUAUUAAAAUUACACAGACUUUAAUUAACUACAGGUUAUUGGUUUAAACAGAGUAAUUUUCAAGUAUUUUUUAAGUGCUAAGUUUAAAAGAGUAGAAGUUUUAAUAUCAGUUAAUUAUCAGUUAGCAAAGAGGACAUGUCUUUUAAUAUGAUAAUUAUUCAUAGAUCAGAUUUUACUCACCAGAUUCACCAGAGGACCCCCCUUGCUGAAGAGUACUGAUAAUACAGAACGGCAGUGACCAUGUCAUUCAUAUAUGGUGUCAGCAUUAAUAUAAUGUUAAUAUAGUGGUGAAACUUGUCGUCUUUACAACUAAAACAUCUUAAAUCCAACCCUGCAGAAACCCUGACACACUAAUCCAAAUGCUGGAGGGCAAACUCACUGCAGUCGACAAGAAACAUUGGUUUUAUGAUUUUUUUUUUGCACAGGAAAAUCCUUAACAUAAUGUUUCAAAGCCACAUAUAACACACUGUGAUGUAUUGUUGUGGUAUCACUUUGAUUUGUAGACUGAGUCCACUUAAGCCUGAAGCUACCCUACAGGCUCAGAUUGAUUUUCUCCAAUUUUCUGAUGAUUUCCCCCAGGCGCAAAUGCCUGAAUAGUCGUGUUUCAUUUUAUUUAUCCUCCCCUCCUCUUUCUUUUCUAAAUCAGUCUAUGUAAAAUGAUAGAUUUUCUUCAGACAGGUGUGCUUCUGCCCCAGUGGCACGUAACUGACAGGAGUGUAAUUUGGGUGUAACAACAUGCUUUACCUGAUGAGAAGAAAAACAGACCCUGCUAUCAGAUGAUGGCUGGGACUGCAAGUUAUUUUUGGACCAUUUUUUCAGGCUUACUCAGAUAAUUUGUAGUUUAACUUCAGGUUUUGUUGUUUCGGGAGGGAUUUAGUAUAAAUAACAAAGUUCCUACACAGCUGUAAUUUCCAUACUUUUCCAUAUUCUACUUUUUAGAAUUAUUUUUGGAAAUAACUUACAUUUCUAUUUUAGAAAACAAUAUUUUAGAACUGUGGCAAUAGUCUCGAAACAUGAAUAUUUUCCAUACUUAAGACCUGAAAAUUGAUCAAAUUUAUUUCCAUACUUUUCCUUACUUUCCAUACUUGCAGAGGAACCCUGAAGUAUUAUCGAGAAAACAUACAGAUCUUUCUCUUUCACUGGUCUUAAACUUGACAAUCUGACCCCAAAUCUGCCACAGCUUCAUCACAUGUCCCGCCAGGACCGCUUACAUUAUUACGGCUACUUGCUUAUGUAAAUUCCCCACAAUCCCUCUGCCAAUCAUCCGAUCACUUGCUGAGAAUGUCUAACCACUGCAGCACCAGGCACCUGACUAAAUAAACCGACAGGGUGUCAAGCUGGAGGGGGAUCGUGUGAGGUGUUAAAGGUUGUCUUUCCCCCCGUAGUACUUUUAUCCCGGCAAGGCCUCAGAACAGUAGAUCCCUGUGCCUCGGUACACUGCCGUGUCAUUAAUAUGAGACGUCCCUGUAGAGCGCGCUCUGAUGACAUGAGGUUUAAUCACAGCCAGAAGGCUGGAGAACAAGCCUCAGCAGCCCCUUAAUCUCCUCUGUGGUUUAGCACAUCUGGUCUGAGAGGGCUUUGAACUUUACAUCUCCUGAUAUAGCUGAUAUCUCAAGGCUUUAUUGGAUUCCACAUGUAAAUGCAUUAAGGCUUGAUGAAUUGGUUCAUAACCACCAUCCUCUUUGAUUAAUAACGAGUCUUCGUCUGGCGGCCAUGAUCAAGAUCUGGUUCCUUUCGUUUUGCAUUUUGAGUUGAAAAGCCCCCCUUUUUAAUUAAGAGUUAAUUAAAAUAAUAACCUGCAUAUAUGUGUUUACUUAUCUGCUAUUUCUGUUUUUAUCAAAUGAUCUUUUAUUAAAAUGCUCUGACAAUCAAACAGGGAGGUCUCACUCUUUUUUAAUUUCCCAGGUUGCUUUGUAUCACCGGAAGGUCCGUCGAGAAGACAGACACUGUCCUGGUGGAUGUUGAUCAGAGCGGGAUAGGGACUUCCAAAGAGAGCUUCUCAUACUUGGUGAGUGUUCUCCAGACAUCUAACCUCCUGCUGUCCGUCUCACCCUUUGCGUUCUUCUUCAUCUUUACUCUCUUGUUCCUCAUUCCCCACUGGGAAAGCCCUCCCAUGUGUGCUGGUUGAGUGUUAACAGAUGCGUUUUAUGAUUCUCAGGAAUGAGAAUGUGUGGGAAUCUUCAAACGUUUAUCUGAACAGCAAACUGAGCGCUAUUGUCGUCCUGCACUCGCUGCCAGCAAAAACAAAUAUGGCGAUUGUUGGAAUGUCCCUCUGCUGUGGAUUCAUGUCUGGGCCGGACGAGCUAGCCAGUAUUGUGUUAAUGGACCUCAACCCACACUCUCCCAUUGGAGUGAGAGUAUUCAGCCGGUGGAAAUGCACAUGUUAGCCUUUUGUUUCCUUUGUUUAUAGACAAAGGGUUUUUUGUAUCAGGGCUGGAACGGUCAAUAAUUUCUGCAGCUCCUAAGAGUACCUCUGUUUGUGAGUCACCCUACAGAGAAAUCACUCUGAUCUUAAAACCCCGCUUUGAAACAAAAGAAUGGACAAAGUCCAAAAGUCCUCUUGAGCUUCUCUAUUUGAGGUUUUUCGCAGGUUGUUGAGAGGAAAACGUUGAAGAAAGGGAAAACAGUUUUGCAGGCAGGAUAUGCGCUUCUUCUGCAUCUCCUUCCUCAAACCUUUAGACGGAAACAUCUGCCUCCUUGCACCUACCCUUAGACCAGAACACACAAUAGGUCUCCUCCAUGCUGCACACUGAGGAAGUGAAUCCUGUCAGCGAGGAUAAGAGGUUUCCCUUGAGGCAAAGUUCACUGCGGGGAUAGAAAGUUUGGUAAGAGUAGGAAUGCUGAUGCUGGUAGCUGAAGAUUUUGAUGAGGAUAUUCAUCUUUGCCUGAGGAGCUUUUAUGCAUGUGCAUGUAUGCAUCGGUAUUUGUGUGCAAGUGCAUUUAUGACAAUGCGUACAUGUAUUUUUUCAUACUUUUUUCCUGCAGCAUUUCUAUCAUGCAAGAUGGGACCUAAAGACUUGUUGGUUUGAGCUGCAUUUUAACAUUCCUCAGCACGGCCCGUCUUUGCAGUUUUUCUCCACUAAUUUACUCAUGUAGUCAGCAGCUGUCUCAGCUGAUCUUUAAAGACCGCAGAUUUGAGCCUCAAAGGAUGAGGAAAGAUUUUAUUGGUGUCAAGAAAGGCAUCAAAGAUCACAAAACACAUUUUGAGUAAGCCUGUCUUUUAUAGUGACAGAAGCUGUCAGACGUCUGAUGAUAAAUUCAAGAACUUGUUAGUCAUGUGCUGGAUCUCUUGUCUGUAUUCAGGAACCAAAACUGUUUUCCAUGGAGCCAAGCAAGGGAUCUCGUGCUGGGGGAACUCGAGUGAUAAUCAUGGGGGAAAACCUGGACAUCGGCUCAGAGAUCAGAGUCAUGAUCAACAACACGCUGCAGUGUACCAUCACAGAGUGAGUGCUUUUCUGAGUCCCCCUGAAGUCUCUCAUGCAAGCCCAGGUCAAGUUAAUACUUGUUUUUUUCCAUACUUAGCACCAAGUGCUGGAAAUGCGUGGACCUAAUGAUUAAAUAUUCAACAGCUGUGGGGCCUUGUGGGGCUGUGCAAGGCCUGCAUGAAGAUUUCCCUUUGCAGAACAUCAAAAAGUCUUUUCUCGGUUAGGUUUAGUUAAGUUACAAGUCUUCAUUUUUCUGACUUAAGCCUGACUCAGGUCCAAGUUUCAUGUUUGAAGUCAGCAGCUUCCUGUUGCUACAGAAUUAUGUAUAACUAAUAAGCUCUUACGCAGAAAUAUGCCAAACUGCAAUAAAGAUUACUUUGAUUUUUAUUGGAGAUGCUUUCGUAAACCAAACAAGAUGUGCGGAAACAAUCGAUGUUUACCUCCUCUUUUAAGGAAAACAGAUGAAACCAUCGAGUGCACCAUGCCUCCAGCCUUGCAGCCCCACACCGAGUCAGUGUCAGUGUGUGUGGAGUUUGAAAACCUUCCCUGUCAAAGUGCCGAGCUCAGCGCCACAUACACAUACGAGAAGAACCCCACCAUCAGCUUCAUCCACCCCAAAAAGAGCUUCCUGAGGUACGUCAACUGCAACACACAAACAACAAGCAGUAAAAACCCAAAUCUCUGAAACAUCAUAAGCUGGAUGACUCUGCGGUUUCCCACCCAGAGCCUCUGACAUAAGUCAUUACCGUAAUGUCAUCCUGAUGUGCUGCGUUUUCUCCCUAUUGUGUGUUAAAUAGCUCCGCAUGUGUGUGACAGGGCAGCAGCGUGUCUUUGAUGACAUGUGUGGGGAUUUUCGCUGCAGUCGAACUGCUUUGCAUUAUUAUCUGGUCCCCUGUUUCGCUGGUGUUUUGGUGCAGUUUCCCUAAAGUAUUAACAUACCAGCAGGAAUCUGAUGUAUCUUUGUCACGGCUGAGAUUUGACACUCUCUUUUUUGUGUUUUUGUGUUUAUGUUUGGUGUGUAUGUGUGUGUCACAGUGGUGGCAGGACCAUCACAGUGACAGGCCAGGGUUUUGAUCUGGUGCAAAGUGUCACCAUGCAGGUGCUGGGAGUUGGACAAACAGUAAGUAAUCAGAUGACUUUUUCUUUUAGCUUGAUACAACUGUUUUGGACCCUUUUUCAUCGGUAUGUGGGGAUUUAUAAAGCAGGAGAACAGAAAUGAAAAGUGUUUGCACUUCAGACUGUUGGAUAUCUUGGGGGUUAUGCUGAUUAGCUCUCUUGCAGAGCGUAGGGAACUCCUGUUUUUCCUUUUUAUUUUCAACCACUGGUUGUAUUGCUUAGCUUAGCAUGGAGAUUGAAUUUGGCAUGGAUACAGGUAGUCUCACUCUGCUCAAGGGACAGAAAGGUAAACAAAAAAGGCUUCUCCAAUAAUUCCUUUUUAAAGAUUUCCAUAAAUUCAAACAAUAUCUAAACUCUGAGAGGGAAACAUUCGACUGAUUAACAAAGAUAAACUUAUUGACAGUUUGAAGUUACUAAUUUGCAGUUAGAUCAUGUCUUUAACCAGGUGAUGCAUUUUGAUUUUAUCUCCUGUCAUCCUUCCUCAGCACUGCACAGUGGUCUCCUCCACCAUGAUCACCUGUCCAUCCCACCCCUCCAGUCAGUCCCAAGAGACCUCAGUGCAGUUCUUCCUCAAUGAAGUCCCAUACAUGGGUGACAAUCCUUCCUACCCUGACGGUGAGUUGGACGAAGAGGAGGGGGAGCCUCACAGAGAUCACUUCGCGUUGGAGUACGUGGAGGACCCUCAGUUUUUCACCGCCAACAAGGAGAAGCUGAUUAAACACCAUCCAGGAGAACCACUGACACUCAUCAUCAACGUGAGUGACACUGCUGAGACAGGGAGUCAGUUCAGAUAAGUGCUGUGCUGUUAUGUCAGCUUCUCGAUAAGCAAAGCAAACGUUCAGCUUCAGUGAGUCCAUAUAGUACAUAGUCGGCUGAAAAGUAUAGAACAAGGGGUUUUAAUGAUAGAUGCUACAGUUCAAGUUCAAGAGUACACUCAACCCAGCUGUGUAGCAAUAGAUUUUCAUUAAGAUUAAGAGUAUAAAGCCACACUCGGUGUUUGUUGGCAGUGUGAUACUGUUGCCAAGAAACAUGUCCAGAUUUUUUUUUAUUGGGAUGUAUUUGAAAAGGUAGCAUGAGCACAUAAAUGUUCAAACACACAAAAACAAACAACAUUCCAGUACCCAUUCUGUUUCCACUUAUCACAUUAACUUAAACUGCUAUCAACAAAAUAUUACACACAUUUCAUUUGUGUAGUGUCAACGCAUCAAUGUUGCAAGGACUCAAAAUUAUUUAAUUCAAAAAGAAAAGUGCAUCAUUUUAAUCUCAGAAUACGCUACAAGCAGCAUGUUUUCACACAAAUCCUGUUUCUGACAUGGUUUUAGUGCAGCUAUAGUCAGAUUUCAGUGUAGGUCAUUGCCAACCCAUCUACUACUCUUGACACGCCCUAAGUAUUAGCUGUUAUAAUCACAUGAUUGUAGUUGCACUGGAUAAGAAGCAUGAGCAUCACCAGAAGAUGAUUCAUCAACUGGGUGAAAUUAGUAACAAAAAAACAAAAACAAAAAAAAAAAACAAUGGUAGAUUUAUUGAUAUAGCACCUUUUAAAAACAAGCCGUUCAAAAAAAAAAAAAAAGGCAAAAAGCAAAAGAAGCCAAAAUAAUAGCCCAGACCACAGGUGAAAAACUUAAACCCAGAAAAAAUGAGAAAACUAAAAAACAAACAAACAAAAAAAUACAGAAAAGAAAGUAAAAGCAGUGGAGAAAAUUAAUGAAACAGGAAAAGAUAAAAGUAAAAAAGAAGAGGUAAUUGUAUUUUUUUGAAGCAAAAGCUAAAAAACCUAGAGCUAUUAAACAAAGUGCAGAAACAACAGUUAAAGUAGGCAAAAGCAACAAAAUAAAAUAAAAGCAUCAUAGUCAAAAUAAACAGAGCAGUAAAAGGAGAUUUAAUGGGUGGCAAAACCAUAGGAAUACUUUUAUAGAAUAAUAAUGAAAGUUUUAUAGACACUUAGAAAGUCAGGUAUGAUAAAAUGUAAGGUAUUAUAAAAGAGAUAAUACAGGAUAAAAGAAAAAGAUGAGCAAAAAGGAGAAAAGAUGACACCACAUUAAAGCACUUUUUAAAAAGUGAGUUUAAACUAGUGAUCUAAAAAAAUGUCACUCACUCUGCACAUCUUUCUCCUCUGGCAGGUCAAUCCAGUGCAGUCAGUGAGGAACUAUCAAAUAAUAGUUACCACAAAGACAUUUCUUGUCAGAGCCAGAUGAUAGUGUCAGGAAACUACAAUUGAACUGCCUACAACUAAUUGUCUUUAAUCUGGGCUUUCAAAUACACACAUCCAUAUAGUGAUGAGAACAAGUGACGGUGUUUUCUAAAGGCUGCUUGUUUCCUGGCUAAAUAUAACACCACUGCUGUUCACUGACUGCCCCCACUGUGAGCAAGAGAAAAGGCUGAGCGUUCCUUUAUUCAUAUUCACAUAAACCAGAGGCACAUAAAACACAUCAAAGGCAUGGUCUGCUCAAACGUGUUGAUUCCUGUUAGGGGGUCUGUCAGGGGGGGGAAGCCACUGUGGCAGCUCAGUGGGAGGUCCCAUGUUCCUGCGUCCUGACUGAUCAAGGCACCUGUCUGCACGGAUUCAUCACCCUAAAGGCCUGCUGGCUGUACGACAUGCACACGCUAAGAGCAGGGACAGGGGAGUUUGAACCCGGUGCAGCUUCCUCUUGAUGUGUUUGUGUGUCAGGAAGAGGCCCCUGCAGGAAUCGCUGCCUCAGCCCUGUCUACAUGAGCCACUCGUCUGUUGUUUCCUGUUUUCUUUUGGAAGGUGGAUUCCACUUGUGGUGGACCUGAAGGGGGGAGAGAGUCUGGAGACUGAAUGUGUGUGUUUGCUUCAUAGGGAGCUUGUUAGUCAGCCAGAUCCUAUAUUAAGGACUUGAGCUGGAAUGUGGGUGGGUUUUGUUUGCUUUCAUCCUGUCUUGGCCUUAAGAAUCCCUUGUUUUGGUCCAGUGAGCUAAGUGUGAAAAUGUUGUGUUGUGUUUGAGGGUUAAACUGUUUAUUUUACAAUAUGCUCAAUAUUGAAAACAAACUGUACAUUACUUGGUUAAUUUGGGGCAAUGUGCGUCUUUAUGUUUGUAUGUAUAUGUGUAUGUGAGUGUGUUUAGUCUGUGCUAGGAAGCAUUUGUUGACAGAGACCCAGGGGGUGGCAUCCUGCUGUAGGGACAGGACAGGGCCCUGAGGGUGUAAUCAAAGUAAGGAAGCACACUGGGGAUAAACACACACACACUUAGACACACACAAACACACACACUUCCUCACUUUUCAUCCUUAUAGCAAAGGGAAACCGCAGCUCACACCAAUUAUUUCUUACAUUUUAAAGUUUAGGCCAUCAUUCUGUAUGUAAAUUGGAAUAUGAUACGCACCAUUUUGUAUUUGAAUUUGUUUAUUUUAUUUAUUUAGCACAGAUUAAAAAUAGUGGAAGGAGGGAACGAAGCCAAUAGUGAAGGCAUAGGGUGCAGACGACAAAGUAACUCGGACAUAGACAGGUUUUAAAUAUACAAUGAUUAGGGAAAGGUGAAAACAUACACAAAUUGCCAUAAAUAGAACAUAGACAAAUCAUCAAACAGUGAUAGAGACAAUAUAAGUAUAAAUAAAAAGCAAAGAAACAUAAUCAUAACAAAUAAUGAUGCGUUUAAGACAUGAUCAGAUGAAAUUUUUGUGAUAUUUUUAAGGAGUUGAGGGAUGAUAUUGAUUUUAGAGAUGCAUCCAGAUUAUUCCAUAGUUUUGGUCCUCUAAAAGUGAUGUUCGACUGAUAAUAAUAAUAAUAAUAAUUCAUUUUAUUUGGAGCGCCUUUCAUGUCACUCAAGGACACUUUACAGAGCAUAUAAAACAAUGAUAACAGCACACUAUUAACAAUUAAAAUCAUCAAUCAUCAAAAUAGUUAAAAUCAACAAAGCAGCAUAAACAACAGCAAAAGAAUAAAUAAAGAAAUAAAUAAUACCAAUUAAAAUUAGAUUAAAAGAGUGAGUUAGGGGUGGUGGGAUGGAUAGGCCAGUUUAAACAGGUGUGUCUUGAGUUUGGAUUUGAAGAGAGGGAGGGAGUCUAUGUUGUGGAUGUGUGAUGGUAAAGAGUUCCUGAGUCGGGGGGCAGAGCGACUGAAAGCUCUGCCCCCCAUGGUGCUGAGGUGAACAGGGGGCACAGUGAGGUGGAGAGAGGAAGAGGAUUGGAGGCGGCGUGAUGGAGUGGCGAUGUGGAGGAGGUCAGACAGGUAAGUAGGGGCGAGGUUGUGGAUGGCUUUAAAGGUAUACAGGAGGAUUUUGAACUGGGUUCUAAGUGGGACCGGGAGCCAGUGGAGCUGCUGCAGGAUGGGGGUGAUGUGAAGUUCGACAGGAAGGUAACUGAAGAUGGCCAUUCUGUCUUGUUGAGUACGGGUGAAGGUCGGAUGGAAAAACUUUUGGAAAGUUUCAGGAAGGUCUUGUUUGUUAUUGAUGAACUUGUGGACAAACAAACAAGAGUGAAAGACACUGAGUUUGUCAAUCGAUAAGAUGGAGUAUGCAGGAGGUUCGUGUUUGCUGAAUCGUGAUAUCAUUCUUAAGAAUCUUUUCUGGAUUAAUAAUAUUUCCUUUAGGUAAGUUGGAUAUGUUGCACACCAUACAAUAUUACAAUAGUUCAUGUAUGGAAAUAGGAAGCUAUAAAACCAUGUCGGUUACAGACCAAAAACAUGAAAAUUUGGGGUUUAAAACAAACCUCAAAUAUAUCAAGAAAGGAAAACGGAGAUGAAAUGUGAGAAUAUUACCCAGACUGUCUAUUUGAAACAGAUGUCAUCAUUUGCAGACAGAUUUCUGAAUAAAUUUCAGCAAUGUUGUUGCACCCCUCUGAUCCCAGAAAUCCCAAUAAAAUAAUACAGACUUGUCUCCUUAAAAAACAAGAGACAAAUCAAAUCCAACAAACUGUCAAACUACUGUAGAAUGAAACCGCUGCGUAUUAUUUUUAGAUAUGAUGAAGCAUGAGGAUUUAAACUGUAAAAAUUAAUCACUAAUGGAUUAAUCAUGCUUUUCUAUUAACUAUAUAUCGUGCAAUGAUGACUCCUUACCACGUUCGUCCGCCAGGACUUGAUGGAGAAAAAGUGUGUUAAAGUUACUCUGCGUUUAAAAGCGCAUUAGAGUAAUGAUCCGAGAAGUUUUUAUAGGCAGCCAGAACUUAGACGGGCUGGAGAGGUUGAAGUUCAGCUGUGCGCUGCCAGGUUAAUUGAUGAUACUACCAGUUUUAAAUAAAUGAAAAGUAAAGAGUCACUGAGACACAUCCACAGCAUUUAAUUUGUCAAUUUGUCUUUUUCUCUCUGAAGGACUGAAAUGAUCCUUUCGCAACUGUGCUUCAUCCAGUAACAGGCUUUAUUUUGACAUUUCAGCACUUGGUUUCAUAAUGUGGGAGCAAUUCCUUCUCCAACUCGAGUGGUUUUACUUGAAUGACAUGUUGCGUCAAGUAUCUCAUUCAAGUAUUACAGAGAUUUAGUUUGUCUAAAGGUCAAAUUUGAUGCAGUAGUUGCUAAAGUAUCCUGACAACAUGUUUUUAGUUAGAAGCGAGCUCCCAAAACACAGAGCCGUCCACUGUUGCAACUGUAAUUGCAUCUUUUGUUAACAAGUGCUCAAUGAAAGUGUUUCAAACUCCACACCCACAGGCUAUCUUUUAAAAAUAUUCUAACUCUGAUGCCUUCACAGUGAGAUCGGGGUCACUUUUUUAGACUUUUAGAAAGCUUGCUUUGAAACCACAGAGGACACUGUGCAACUGUUUGAUUGUUUGUGUUUGUUUUGACAUUUGUACUACAGGCUGAGUAUUCACAGUGACUCAUUGUUAGCUGAACUUAACAAGUGAAAAAACUGUUGGAGGGCUCUUUUAAUUAAAGUUAGUGUUAAGAGAGGAGGUUUGGAUUGACACAGGACCGGGGUGGUAAAAUACUGCAGCGUACUCCAACAGGCUCCUGUUAAGGCCAUGAGAAUGUUAUUUCGGGCCGAGGCAGGAAUGACUGUCAGCGGGUUUGUUUGGAGAAACUUCCAUGGCCAUGCGAGAGAGGCAGCGGGAAUGUUUGCUGCUUUAAGCUGAACUCUAGCCCAAACUAGAUGAGUUUUCUACUGGCUUCCUCUGUGUGACAGCUGUGUGACAUGCCUGUGCAGCUCAGUUUCUAUGUGUGUGUGUAGGCAAGCUGUAUAUGUGUGUGUUAAAGCUGCUCCAGUCUUUAUGAAUGUAAUCCACGCCCUAUUGAGACCAGACCGUAUCACAACUGACCAGCUGAUGGCUGUUUUUGUUUUCUAUUUUUCCUGGCGCAGAAAGGGCCGAGCGACCUGGAACUAAUGCCCGAGGAAUACUCGGUGAUGAUUGGCCCCUAUCCCUGUAACAUCAGCUUCCACAAUGACCAGCUGUUCCACUGCACCAUCAACGGGCUGCUCAGCUCCAGCGAGAGAGAGCUGCCUGUCACUGUAAGUGUAAAAGCAUGUUACACUCCACGCUAAAAUACCAGCAUAACCUUGUGUCAAAAUCACGGCUGAAUAAAACUCUUAUUAUUCCAGGGUAUCACCCGUCUGUGACACAGCGCAACAUUUAGUCAGCAUCCAGACCAUCUGUGAUGUUUAUUGAAACAGAUUUGAUCUGCACAGGUCCUUGCACAGUCACCGAUUUGUGUGCGUCUCUCCCCAUGCAUUAUGAAUGGUUUGCAGUCUCUGAGCGUUGCCACCGUGAAUCAGCAGUUUAGUGGGGGUGGCGAGCCGUCACUCUGCGACACACAGCCACAGAGAAACAAUCAAAUGUUUACCUCUUAUCCUUUAUCUCCCUAAUCCUGCAUCUGUCCGUCUAUCAUCACCUACACAAACACCUAUCUCCUCACAGCGUGAUCCAAAUCUUCUGACUCACUCUCGGUCUGUGUUUUUUGUUUUGUCUCCCGCCUUUUUUUCCAUCACAAUUAAGGGUCUUAAUCAAGACGCGGUUGAGCCCUGCAGAGUCCUGAUAAAACCAGACUUUUUCUUACCUCUGCCCACGUCCCCCAUCUGUUACAGUCCAUUCUGCUCUGUUUUGAUAGACUUUUAUUAAGAGGGGGGAAGCGUUCAUCUAUAUUUAAAUAUGAGCCAGACUGUGAGUGGUUUGCUGAAAUAGCUCUGAAACAUAUGUUAGUCUGUCUCGGUCUAUCAGCUGAGUUGCACUGUAAGAGCCAAUCCUCCACUUUGACACAGAAAUAGAUAGAGGGCUCUUCUACACCUUUUUUCUCUCUCUCCGUCUCUUUCACUCCUGGUGUACCUGUGGCUCACUCCAGCACCUACCCACCCUCCUCCUCCUCCACCUUCUCCCCCCCGGUCUGUCUCUCAGGAUGUCUGAGAAUAAACACAGGCAAUUAGCAGGGACAUAAAAGCGAGGGCAAGGGUCGAAUGAGAUGUCAUAACACAAAUGGGUGGGCCGCGUGCACGUGAAGAGUGAGGAUGAUUAGCGGGCGUAUUCGGCGGGUAAAAACAGAACGCAGAUUUGAAUAAAUGCAUACAUGUUGGGCUUUUAAAUCGCUUGUGGCCAUUUGUGUGUCUUCACUCAUUUUUGGUGGCGUGUCUAUUUUUGCAUGCCUGUGUUUUGCUUGGCUCUGAAGUGGAGCAGAGCUGCAAAAGUGGUUGUGAGGAAGUGGUAGUUUUUUUUUUGUACCCCGAGCAAACAGGAACAGGGAACAAUGGCAUUUUCCCCUCCAUUACACCAGGCUGGGCUGUUGCAGUCUCUGGAAGAAGGCCGUCUCUCCCUUGGUCUGAGAAGAUGAAUGCCUGGACCAGAAAGAGAAAGAGGGAAUGUAAAAAGAAGUAAGGGGGGUUGGUGGGCCCAGUGAGCCAGAUUCCUCCUCAGAGUAAGACCAGCGUAAGAGGGAUUUGGUGUAUGGAUUGGAGGCUUUUAUAUCUGAGGCUCUUUUUAUGAAGUAUAUUCGGAUUGGAGGGAAGGGAAGAGAGAUGUGAGGAGGGACCACAGAGACCCUGCUGACUAAUCAGAAGGCAGAAGUGAAAGUCCUUUUCUUGUCACAUCUGGGUUACUCUGAACCGGGUGACUCCUCCAGCUCGUUGCGGAGAGAGACCAUUUUUCAAACGCCGUGCUCUGUUAUUUUUUUUCCUGUGUCUGCACCUGUGUCCAUGAAAAAAAUGAUGUGUGCCGGCCUUUGUGUUCCCAUUAAGAAUCACCUACGUUAGACUGCACAAAUCUCUACACUGCAUGACAGAGAAAGCACUAAAGUGUAUGAAUGUCCUCUCACUAUCACACUUUCUGCCUCUGCCUUUGUGUUUGUCUAGAUGAUUAUAUUUCGGUACAUUAUUGCCACAACAGAUUUACAUUGUUUGUGAUACUGUUAUGCUUAUUUUGUCAGGUAAAUAACAAGGAUUAAAUUGCCUGCCAAGUAUCAGCUGAGGAUUUUUAGACAAGUGUGUGUCUCUCCUCCAACUUGAACUGCUGUUUUUUUGCACGGCUUUGGCUUAUGAUAAUUUCUGUAACAGCUCACCGAAGAAGAGUUACAACCGGAGCUUUUUUUAAAUUUUUUUAUAAAUGAACAUCCUUGAUUUGUGGAGCGUAAUCCUCGCUUGGUUUCGCGCGUCUAAAUUUUCAGUACAUGUAAUUGUGUAGUUGCAUUCAUAAAACACAAACGCUCCUUAUCUGCUAAAAUUACGGUCAUUAAAUCUGAAUUAUCUCUGAUAAAAGAACGAUCCUGUAACAGGAGACAGAGUGGAGGACAGCCACAGUUCAUGUUUGUUUUAUCUAUGUUCUGGUUAAAUACUGUUGGCUACAGUGAGGGGAGGUUUAUUGGACUUCUCGUUAUAUGAUUUAAGUGUGUUUUAACGCUCUUUAAAUAAUGAUAUAAUGGCUAUAUUAAAAUGUCCUUCAUCCCUUUUGACAGCUUCUUGUACGAUUUUAUAAAAGACUUUGGUUUUGAUUUAGAAAGGGAGUCUUUUGUGGUAGGUUUUAUUUAUAGCGCUGAAGGUGAAGAGACAGUUUUUUUAAUACUCUAUAAGGUUUUUUUUAAGAUGUUAUCUCCUUUUUCUGACAAAUUUCCUCUCAGCGGCGGCAGAAUAUUCAGAGUCCAUGUGGACUGUGUGGCAAAAAAUCUACUACAGUGAUGAAAGAGAAGCGAAUUCUUGAUCAGACAGGAAUGAAAGAAUAUGUAUGACAUGAUGAGACACAAAAGAGUAUAUAUAUAGGUAGUAAUGACAAAAAAAAAAGAUUAAUGAAUGUUGUAGGAGAUGGGUGAUGUAAAGUAAUGUGUUAUUAAUGCUUGAUUAUUUUCCUCCAGGUGCAAGUGGGUAACUUUCGUCACACCAUCGCAAAGGUCCAGCUGGGCGGCAGUGAACUGGCCAUCGUGGUGUCCAUCGUUGUGUGCUGUGUGCUGCUGCUGCUGUGCACUGUGGGUAAGUUGUGUACACUCACGUUCUCCAGCAGAUGAUGGAUGUGUGACUGCUGUAGCGACGGAUGCUCCAGAUGUGGAACAGAUAAAAGGGAUUUGGGGGUCAUAGUUUCUCUGCACUUGCUUCAUUCUUCUUCUGUGCUCAGAGCACAAAGACCUCACUGUUCCCUUCGCUGUCAACUCGAGGUGUGUGUGUGUGUGUGUGUGUGUGUGUGUGUGUGUGUGUGUGUGUGUGUGUGUGUGUGUGUGUGUGUGUGUGUGUGUGUGUGUGUGUGUGUGUGUACUUGAUUCUGUAAUCUCAGCAUGAAUGUGUGCAGGGCAGGUGUAGGGGUGAAAAUUGGUGCUACUGUUGAUGUUCACACCAUUUCCUUCAUCAGUUCUGAUCUCAGAAAUUCACAAAGCCUUUUUUUAACUUACUGAACCCUUUCUGGUUGUGACGUAGCUGUUAAAAUAAUACGUGCACAGAUUUGUUCACAAAAAGUUAAGUCUUGAAUUUCUCGGAAACUUUUUAUUUUCAUGCUCUCGCAGUCAGAUGCAUUCAUAGGAAUAUCUUCCGCAGCCUCACGGGACUUUUAGACACAUCUUAUUGAUCUGAUUUAUUUUGUUUUGAUGUACUGGAGGCUGUCAGUGGUUGAAACGUUUUGUAUAUAAAACGCAUUUUGUCUUUUUCAGCCCUUGUAGUGUACUGCACAAAGAGCCGAAGGGCGGAACGCUAUUGGCAGAAAACUCUGCUGCAAAUGGAGGAGAUGGAGUCCCAAAUCCGAGAGGAGAUCCGCAAAGGUGUGUUUACACAAGGACCCACACAUUCACAGACACGCACACACAUCCUCUCCCAUUGUAUGAGCUCUGAUAUCAGAGUGAUUCAGACCACAAAUGAUGUUUUGUGUCGAUUGACAUGAAAAAGGAGCUUGUGGGAAGAAAUAUUGACCACGUAUAUUUGUGUGUCUGUUUGCACACAUCUGUGUGUGUUUGUUGGAGUUUAUUUUUCUAGGCUGAAGUGGGAGGGUGAUACAACAGUUGACAGAUUUGUGCCUAGUAAGCGUGACUCAUGAAACACAGAGUCUGACAAAUGAUCAGUCACACGCAAGACGCUCUUAGUGGCCGCAUUGCCUCUGUUGUGUCUACCAUGUAGUAACAAGGCCUGUGUGUGCGUGCGUAUUUGUGCUUUCAGCCAUGAGUUUUUUUAGCGCACAUAUAAGUGUGUGCGUUUGUGUGAGUCUAGAGCAUUAGAGUAAAGCUGUGUGAAGGCCGUUCCACGUCUGAGCCCUCCAGAUUUAUGGCGAAGAGAUAGGGGGAUGGAUAGAGAAGAAGAAUUGGGGGAGGAAGAAGAAGCAAGAGGGAGAAGCCAAAGUGUGGGAGGAGAGGAGGUUAUUUAGUCAGAGGGCGCAGACAGAUUUGUGGCAGAGUUCAGGGUGAGGGAGCAAAAAUCGAGGAGUAGUUCUGCCUAGACGUAAGAUAGUGUUUAAAAAAAGAAAACAAAGAAUGCGGGAGUGGAGGGAAGAUGGGAAAUUGACAUUUUCCAGAGAAAGGUUUUGGCAUAGAGGAGUUUCGGUUUUCAGGCCUGCUGCUUCCAAUCAGCAGUCGAUGGUGUGAACAUACUGGUGGUUUGAGGACGCUUUCCUGAGCAGGAGGAUAAAUAACCUGCAGGAGUAAUGAAAUAUGACUGAAAUCCCUGAGGUCUAGUAUUCCCCUCUUUCUACACAAACAAAGUGUGAAAAAGAACUGGCAUUGUAACCCCAAUACGUCUCUCAUCCUGCAAGAGGAAAAGCGUUUCCAUAAAGGGAUCUCCAGCGUCUCAUUAGAGGAGAACAUCAUCCUCUCCAAGAACAUGCUAUCCAAUAAAGCGACUGUGGUAUUAGCAUGCAUUUUCAUGUGUGUGUCUGGAGAUAUUGAUACUGUUUCUUCAGCUUGCACACACAUGUUUUGGAUGAGGGCCUUAUACUGGAUUUGGCUGCUCUCGUUGUUGUUUGGUAAAUAUUUGCCUGGACUGAAAAGUCUGGCAAAGAGAAAAUGGAAGACAAAGAUUGGAAAAAGAUCAGAGGAUCAGCGGCUGAUGUAUUUAGUAUUCAACCAGAACGUUGCGAAAUAAGAUGAUACAACUCUGAUUUAACUUUUUCUUUAAUUUGAUCUUUGAUUCUUACAGAUCCCAGAGGGUCCUGGGAGAAUACGAGGGUUAUUGCAUUAGCCUGUGAACAGAUUUCUGACUCAUUUCGCUUAGCAACAAAUGAGGCACGAGGAGCCAGAAACAGGGCUGUGAUCUUGAACAUUCCCAUGAUUCAAGCCUUUUUGGGUCAUGCUGUUUUUUUUCUCUCUUUUUAAGGCUUUGCAGAGCUGCAGACGGACAUGACAGACCUGACCAAAGAGCUGAAUCGCAGCCAGGGCAUCCCCUUUCUAGAGUACAAACAGUUUGUAACACGCACCUUCUUCCCCAAGGUGAGAAAAACCUAUUUUUCCACCCGCUAUCUGAUUUUCCUCUGGCACUCUGACAAUACCAUUUUUCUCAAUGGGGUUUUAAUAUUGUUUCUUUCCCCCUCCAUAUCCCAUUUCACAUUUCCCACAGCUUGUAAUAUUCCGCAUCAAAAUUCACCUUGAAACUUUAAACAUAGAGUUUAAGCUAAGUGUAGCUCAGUGUGGCACCCCUGCAGGUAACUUAAUGUGUUCUCUAUAGGUAAGCGCUUUUCUGAUGUGUGAUCCACCCUGAUGCUAGACGGCAGGACUGUCUGAUAGUGGGUGUAUCAUAUUUUUUUCCACUGAUGCAGACUGACACAACCUAGCAGGCUUUGUCUCACAACCACAGGCAUGGACUUUCAAGGAGACAGAACAAUGGUGGGCACAGAGACAAGGGAACUUUCGCCCCUGAUUUCUCAAAACACUCUCCUGACUCCGCUCGCACACCCACACUCUUUUGCAAGUAUAGGGUGUCUUGCGCAACGUGGAUACUGGACAAUGUUUUCUGCUGCGAAGGAAGUGAGUAAGGAGUGUGUUGAAAAGCUGCACUGAAAGUAACAUAAAUUCAAGUGUCCCCGCUGAAGAAUCGUCUCCAGUUUUUUCCGCUAACGCCAGCGAACGUUAACCACGACCCCUUUUGUGCCCUUGUUUUACCACGAGAGCUUCUGGUUCUCUAAGAUUACACACACAUAAAACAGCAUCAAACACAGACUUUGACACAGUUAUAAUACAAGACAAAUGUGAAUGUCUGCCCUGAAAUGACACACUGUGUUGAAAGGCUGGCUCUUGGCUCUGGGUCACUUUGCCUCUGAAGCCAUUAAGGCUCAUGAUGCUUGUGUCACAGUGUCAUGUUCCCUUUUCAUGGUCAGACAGGGCCCAGAAAAAGAAAUUCUGCCCUUUGGUUCCAGACUGCUGAGUCCCAAGGCUUGCUCUCUUUUUUGUCUCCCCCUCUCCCUCCCUUCUCUGUCUCUCCAUCUUCCUGUGUUUAUAACAAGAGCUGACUUUGUGUUACAGUUUUUUCCCGUUUGUGUUUAUGUGUGUUUCAGAUGUUUUCUGAUUACGAGAAGAGUCUUGUCCAGCCGGCUUACGAGAAUGAUGCCCUGGGCCCUCGAGCGCUGCCAGAGACUCACCCGCUGCUGCAGGACUGGCAGGUGAAGGGUUAAGCCAUUAGGAAGUUCACAUAGGUGGCUUUAUUCUGCCAGAGUGCCUUGAUUUGGGUCCUUUUCGCACUCCCUUUGCACUCAUCUGGGUCACGCGAAAGCUUAUUAAGGUUUCACAGUGGGGCUGCUGUUGAUGAGGAGUAAAGAAAAGCACGCGGCGCAUUUUUUUGCUUUGUGUGCUUAUUAAAGUGCAUGUGUGCGGAGAGCGUCAGGUGUGUUAAAUGUGCGGAUAUGAAUACUAAUGCAUGUCAUGCAGCGGUUUCUACUGAGUGAGACACGCAGAAAAAAUUUGCUUGUCAAAAAACACGCUGCCCACUAAGUUGAUGGCAGGUUGUUGACACGCUUCCCACUGGCACUAGGACAACCGAACAGUAUGCUUUUCAUCAAAACCCUCUCGUUAUUUUGCGUGUGCGUGUGUAAUGGAGGGGCGGACAUGAGUGAUAAAGAGGACUCUGGAAAGGGAGCACCCACUUUCACUCACCUCUUUGUGAAUGCAUACUGCAAAUGAAAGCACGUGCGUGUACGAGCACACGGGGAAGAGAGAAAGUAACGAUUGCCGUACUAGUUUUGGGUCGGCAGCCGGGGGAGCCUGUCUGAGGGUGAUGAAGUGCCUUGGAUCCACACCGUCUUCCCAGGAAGUGUUUUCCAGGUCACAGCAAAUAAAUCUCACAGGCAGGCAUUUAUCUUAAUGGACACCCCUGUUCUCCUUCUGUCAGGCUGCAAACCACACCAUAUGGCUGCAGUCCAGAGGGAAGACUUCAUCACACUGCUGCUUAGUCGCACCCAUAGAUAGACCAUACUCAUUAAGUCGACUCGGCACAUUUAGAGACAAUCACACACAGUCAGGGACCCGAACGGGGAGACACAGAUUCAGCUGAGGGAGGGAGGAGGGGACGGGAGAAGCAGAAGUAAGAGCUGUGAUGGAAAGAUGGAUUGUUCUCUAGAUGGGUCGCCCGAGACAAGAGGUGGUGAAAUGCAUUAGAGGGGUGCAGCAGGUGUUUGAUUCAGUGUAGGUGGAAUCACACAGAGAAAUAACUGUUUCAUUCCCCAUCUGUCAUCAGGCCAACAACACCACGAGGCCUAAUGUAGAGGAGGGCAUCACUCUGUUCUCCACUCUGCUCAAUAACAAGCACUUCCUCGUCACGUUCGUCCACGCCCUGGAACAGCAGAAGGACUUCGCUGUGCGAGACAGGUAGAUGAAUCAGCUGUUAUGCGUCUUUGACAUAAAUAGAGUUUCCUUCACAAUUACAAAGAAGCGUGAUAGCAAAGUAAGGAUGCAGGCUAGGGAAUAGGAUAUUUCCUAAAAUUUAAAAACCACCAAAUCUCUCUUGAACUAACUUUUACCUGUUAUUCUUCUUAUAGCAGUCUAUUUUUCUCAUAAAACGGACAAAAACAAAUGUAGAUGUCUGUAAAUUUACUCUUUCAUUUGCUCUCAACCAUGUUCCUCUUGAAAUAACUCCUGAUAAGAAACACAAAAGAGACAGCAACUCCCUCGACCCAAUGCUUAUUUACAACAUAUUCAAACAAUCUCUAUAGUUACUUUGUUAUUUCAAAAGCCCCAACAGCAGAAAUUACACGGUAUGUGUUAAAACAACCAAAGCAUGAGCUAAAAAGGUCAAAUUUCCUUUAUUUAGCAUGGCUGUAUUUAUAGUUGAAUUGUUGUAUUUCACUGCAUAACACUGUGUACAGAAGGUGUCUCCAUGUUUCUAGUUUUGACCGCUCCUAUUUACUUUCAUGGAAGACUGUCUGCAUCUGCUGCAUAAAGCUACAUUUCAUGUUUAGAAGAGCGGUAAACCAGCUUUGUAAAUACUUGUUCAUUUGUCAGCAGAGCUUGUUUUUGUCCUGAUGUUCCUCAACUUGCCAGUCAUUGUGGAGAAUUAGGGGAAAAAUCCAAAGGCUAGACCACAUCCCUGUCCCAGCUCAGAGUCUGAUGUGGCCCCUUCCUCUUGGCUUAAAAGGGCUUUGUUAGGAAAAUCCCCUGCACCUCUGGACUUACUCACCCAGACGCUCCCUGCAUUAGAUCAGGUCUUUAUUUGGAUCUGCUGUCACAGGUGCUAGGACCUGUUGUUGCUUCUGUUGGGUAGUUAAUUCUGAGUCCCCUCGACCACACGCUGACAGAACACGCUUGGAAGAGUGUGUUUUUCCUCAUGUGUCCCCUCUGCUAAUCCGUUUUCUCGCCCCUUCAGAUGCAGCCUGGCGUCUCUGCUCACUAUCGCCCUCCAUGGUAAGCUGGAGUACUACACCAGCAUCAUGAAAGAUCUGCUUGUGGACCUGAUUGAUGCUUCGGCUUCCAAGAACCCGAAACUAAUGUUGAGGCGUACCGAGUCUGUCGUGGAGAAGAUGCUGACCAACUGGAUGUCCAUCUGCAUGUACAGCUACCUCAAGGUGAGGAGAGAAACGAUUCAGAGCAGAAAUAUGAGAUCUUUGUGUUUGAUGUUUGACUCCACCUCUCCUUCAUGCUCCUCAGGAAACAGUGGGUGAGCCUUUCUUCCUGCUGCUAUGUGCAAUCAAGCAGCAGAUCAACAAGGGCUCCAUAGACGCCAUUACAGGGAAAGCCCGCUACACCCUCAAUGAAGAGUGGCUGCUUCGCGAGAAUGUGGAGGCCAAGCCACAGGUCAGAAAUCUCAAAACACUUUCAGUUCAUCUUUCACAUCCUCACUUUUGACAGGAAGUUGACUGACAAAAAAACUGCGAUGAAAGCUGAAUUUCAAAAGUUUUGUUUUUCCGGGAAGUAUGACAUCUGCACCAUCUGUCCGCUUUUGCAGAACAUCAAUGUGUCCUUCCAAGGCUGUGGCAUGGACUCUCUGACGGUCAGAGUCAUGAAUACAGACACAAUCUGCCAAGUGAAGGAGAAAAUCCUCGAGGCCUUUUAUAAGAACCUGCCAUUCUCCCAGUGGCCCCGAGCAGAGGAUGUGGACCUAGGUGAGAGCACAUUUUCUUCUUGAUUAUUCUCAUCCUUUCCCUUCCCAAGUCUUGGAGAUAUAGUAAUCUCCUUUGCUUGCAAAAGGUCAAUUCCUCUCAUGAAGCUCAACUAACCUGAGGCUGCAAUAUAAUAAAUGACAGAAUGCAUUGAGGAGAGUGUACAGUCAUAAUCACAAAGAGUUAUUGCCUUCCAAAGCUGUGCAGCCUGCAGAGCUGAUUUGAUUAAUGGCCCAAGAAUAUUUCCACAGGUCGUGACACAGAGAUUUAGAGCACGACUGCUCUCUGUCUCGCAUAUUCUUUUCCAAAUUUAGGAUGAAAUUGUCUAAUAUCACGCUCCUCCCUCCUGCGGUCUCAUUUCUUUCCUCCAGAGUGGUUCGACUCUGGCAGCAACAGUAAGCUUCUGCAGGACCUGGAUAACUCCUCAGUGAUGGAGGAUGGCAGGAAGAAGCUCAACACAGUCUUCCAUUACCAGGUGUGUGUAUGUGUGUGUCUGUGUGUGCAUGUGUGAAACCACUGCGGUGGGUGUUGUCAUGGCGCACCUGUACAUCCCUGAUAUUGUAACAGCUACAGCGGGGGUGUUGGAGGUGAGAAGUCCUUAUAAAUGGUGUCACUGUCUGUCCAUGGGUGGGAGGAUGAGCUCUGUGUUUCUAUGUGGCUGCACACAGUUAGGCUCAGGUGUUUUUGUCCUUGUUUGUCUGUUGUUGUGUGAUGUGUCUGUCUGUAUUUGGAUCACUUUCUGCAGAAUAGCCUCUGCUUUUAUUUUUUGUUGUGCAGAGUCCACAUUCAGUACAAACAGAUUUAUGGUUUUUAACAGGGUUCCUACGCAAGUAUGUAAAAGUGUGGAAGUAAAUUUGAUUAAUUUCCAGGUCUUAAAAAGUAUCGAAAAUGAAAAAUAAAGUAUGGAAUAAUAUUUUAUGUUUCCAGACUUUUACCACAGUUCUAAAAUACUAAAAUACUGUUUUCUUAAAUAGAAAAGUAGGUUUUUCCAAAAAUAGGUCAAAAAAUUUGGGUAUCUAAAAGUAUGGGAAUCCCAACUGUGUAGGAACCCUGUUUUAAAUUAUGACCUACAAUUUUGUGGUGGCAGUAGCUCAGGAGGUAGAGCGGUCGUCCAAUAUCCGGAAGCUCAGGAGGUAGAGUGGUCGUCCAAUAUCCGGAAGCUCAGGAGGUAGAGCGGUCGUCCAAUAUCCGGAAGCCCAGGAGGUAGAGUGGUCGUCCAAUGACCGGAAGCUCAGGAGGUAGAGCAGUCGUCCAAUGACCGGAAGCUCAGCAGGUAGAGCGGUUGUCCAAUAACCGGAAGCUUAGGAGGUAGAGCAGUCGUCCAAUACCCAGAAGCUCAGGAGGUAGAGCAGUUGUCCAAUAACCGGAAGCUCAGGAGGUAGAGCAGUUGUCCAAUACCCGGAAGCUCAGCACGUAGAGCGGUUGUCCAAUAACCGGAAGCUCAGGAGGUAGAGCGGUCUUCCAAUAAGCGGUCGUCCAAUAACCGGAAGGUUGGCGAUUCCCCCCCUAUCCUGACCGUCUAUCCGUUGUCUUCUUGGGCAAGACACUGAACCCACCUUGCUACCAGUGUGUGUCCUCCACUGGUGUGUGAUUGUGAGUGUUAUGUGGUGGUGGUCAGAGAGGCCGUAGGCGCAAACUGGCAGCCACGUUUCCGUAGGUCUACCUAGGGCAGCUGUGACUACUAAGGUAGUGUAGCAUCCCUAAGGUGUGACUGUGUGAGCGAGUGAAUGGUGUAUCCAAUGUACAGCGCUUUGGCGGUCCCUGACAGAGAGCUAUCUGCAAAAUCUGAUGCAUUAUUAUUAGAUUGGUUUCUUGUUUAUUAACAUGCAUAAUAUCAGUAGUAAAUCAGAAAAAAGUCUUUUCCGAUGUGUUUUUAUGUAAAACUAUUAAAAGGAGGAUGUUGUUAUCUUACCUAAUUGAGUCACACAUAAUCUGUGAGUACAGAAAGUGUUAGCAUGAGUGGUUAAAGCGGAAACAGCUCCUACCAACACUGUAAUCACCACUUUUUUUUUUUACACUCAUUAACACAGAUAACACAGAUACGCUCUAAUGGUUAGCUGAAAUUGAAAAAAUGUGGCUUUUGCACAAUUCAAGUGUGAUGUGUCAGAUAUUUAUUUUUGUAGUUGUUCGGAUAAAAAAAAGAAGACAUAGAUGUCACACCCUGGUAUGCCAUUAAAAUGUGUUAAUGUGUAAAUGUCUGUUUGCUUAUGUCUGCGCUCAAACAGUCAUUCAUUGACCCCCGACCUUUGACCCUUUACCUGUACUUGUUAAGUGCUCUGUUUAGUUUUUGCUCAGCCGUUGGGACGGAGCUGUGAAAGCAGCGAACUGCGGCGUGUACUAACGGUUUGGGUUCACUGGCAAGGCUGUUCAAUCCAUUUCACCACAGGUUGACUUUAAUGAGCCCAGCCAGGCUCCUGCAGAGUCACCGCCAUUCUAGAUGCACACAAGACAGACACGCACACACUCGUACACACCUCUCAACACCACUCUCCCCUUGAGGGCAUGCUUAAUGAUGCUGUUCUAGUGCACCCCAGCUCACCCCUGACCCCGUGCCCCUUGUCCUCUCUCGUCUUUCCUUUCCCCCCUCCUCCUUCUUCUCUCCCUCCACAGAUCCCAGAAGGGGCAUCGCUGGCUAUGAGCAUGAAAGACAAGAAAGAGAACACCCUGGGGAGAGGUACGUCACCUUUAAACACACCCACUCCCCUUCGCUUUGUCACACAUACUCACCCACACUUAGAAAAACACACUCACUCACUCACUCCAUCACAGGAAACUGCACAUGCUUAGUUGAUCACAAGAACAUGAUACGCUCGUGUAAACACGCAUGAAACCACACACUCUCUCAGCCCCCAAAGGACACCGCGGACAUCCAAACACACUCACACCUAAUAAAUCCUACACUACUGUCGCACUUCAACGUAGACGGACCAUACGGCCUCAUUCAGAACUUGUCUUCCAUUAGUGUGUGGAGGCUUUUGGGAAAAAUUGCGACGUGAGUUUUCCAGCCUGUACCAGGACUAUAACAACAGCCCUGCCUGUUGACAGAUGAGUUUACAUGCAGUCUUAAAUGGGCUUGUCCGUUAGUUGUCUCGGGGUCUACCUUACAUAAUCAGUACCAGACCAGAGCUCAGGCUCUGUCCAUCAAAGCCUCCCCUCUCAUUCAUACUUAGCCAAAAAUAGGCUUAUGCGGACCAAACCUGGCUCCGGCUUCAAAGCACCGAGGGAGUGUUAUGAGCCUGUAGUGCUCCCUGGCUAAUAUAAAACACUAUCCUGCCUGCCUGUGAUCAGCGGUGAGGGUCUGGCCUGAGGCCCACUGGGCAGGAGCAUCUCUGGCAGAGGAGACUGUAAUGAGAACACACUCACUAUAUUGUUUUGUGUGUGUGUAUGUGAGUGUGUAAGGGUCUGCCAAACGCCUGCUUUUGUUUUGUUGCUGUGUAUGUCUGUGUACAAUAAUCUACUAUAUUUGUUUGUGUCUGCUUUCAGUUUGUAUUUGGACAUACGUCCACAUGUGCUCGUCAUGCAUGUGUAUGAGUGUGUGUUCGUAGUGUUUAGUUCUAAAUAUAAACCAGCAAGGUUUUAAUGCUCUUUUCCAGCGCUGGCCGAGCAUUACCAUCUCAUUACACCGGCUCCAGAACCAAUCACAGACGCCGUGUGUCUGUCUCCGUUAAUCUCUCUCUUUUCUUUUUUUCCCUUCACUCGUAAUCUUUCUUUUUCAUUCUCUCCGACAGCUCCCCUCCCCUACCUGCCCACCGUCCACCUUAAUCACUUUCUCCUCUCGCAUGUACUUUAUCUCCCCUGCACUCCUGUCAAUCUCCCUUCUUUUCCUCCCUCCUAUCUGUCACACUCCUCUGUGUCACACUCCUCCUGUCUCCUCUUAUUCUUCCAGGUCUCCACCUUGCUGAUUGCGCAUUGUUUCACACCGUGUUUCUUUUUUGUCUCCAUAGUUAAAGAUCUGGAUACGGAGAAGUAUGUACACUUGGUAAGUAUCUCCUUGUACGUAGGUAAUCAGAAUGUUUCUAAAAGUGCCCUAAGUGAGUUGAUUUCCAAAGCAUUUCCUGUGUUUGCCACUUUUAGACAGCUUAGAGCGGGCUUGACGGCAGAAAGAAAGGGAAUGAAUUGAGGUAAAAAGGAAAGCUGCUGAGAGGACAUGACAGCCCUAAUGCUCCUUAAGCCUUUUUAUAAACGUCAGCGUAGAUAUGGGACCUUUGACUUUAGAAUAAUGAGUUCUUCUGAACACAAUUUGCCGGGUGAAUAGUUAGUUGCAGGACAGUUCUGUACCCCCACCUUUUGACACAUGUAGGUGGAUUUUGACUGCUUCUUUCUUCUCCCUGCCCCUAUUUAGACCUGUGUGAGCAAGUCAGAAAUACGAUCUUGUACACAGCAACCACAGACAAGCAUGAAAAUUUCCCAAUUCCCAUUUGCUUCCUCAUUUCAGAGUAUGAUUCAGUGCUUCAAAAUACCCUGAUGUGGUUUCUGGAUCAUGUGUCUAAUGCAAGAAACAGAGAAUUCUGUCCAAGCGAGCACAGAGCUCAUGAGGGGGUUUAUUUUUUCGUUUUUGUUUUUUUUUUGUGGGCAGUAUGUUGAUCUUUGGCCUCCUCCUCUUCAGGUCCUACCUCAUGAUGAGCUAAUGGAGAACAAGAGGUCACAUAGGCAGAGUCAUCGCAAGAAAGUCCUGCCUGAAAUCUACCUGACUCGUCUUCUGUCUACAAAGGUGACCACAGGACACAAUAGACUCUCAGCACACCGCAAAGAGAUUUAAGUUUCAGCAUUUUAUCAAAGUCAUCUCUCUACUUCUUGUUUUUGUGACCUGUAUUAGCCUCAGAGGCUGCGGCGUAAUUCCCACAUCCAGUGAAACCAUGUCUCUGCGUAUGUAUGAGCUUCUCUUUUUCCUCCGCAGGGAACUCUUCAAAAGUUCUUAGAUGACCUCUUUCAAGCCAUCCUCAGCAUCCCCCCGGACCGCCCCCCUUUGGCUGUCAAAUAUUUCUUUGACUUCUUGGAGGAGCAGGCUGACAAACGGGGCAUCACAGACCCAGACACCCUGCACAUCUGGAAAACUAACAGGUACACAGCUUAACUCUGUGAUUAAAGUCUCCUCUGGCCGGCUCGCUCUACAAACACCCGACUUUAAAAACUUCUCCCUCCCUCCGUACAGUUUACCUCUGCGUUUCUGGGUGAACAUCUUAAAGAAUCCACAGUUCGUGUUUGACAUUGACAAGACGGAUCACAUGGACGCCUGCCUGUCCGUCAUCGCCCAGGCCUUCAUAGACGCCUGCUCCAUUUCUGACCUGCAGCUCGGCAAGGUGAGAUUAUCUUUUCAGCUAUCAACUGCAGGAGUUUUCUCCGUCUGACACUGUGAUAUCUACUGAGACAAAAUCAGGGACUCAACUGUUUCAAAUAUAUUUUUUAAUUAGCCGGGUAUUUGAAGUGUCGCAAACAGGAAAUUGAUCGUGCUUGAAUAACUGUGUGACCUUGAGGAGUCGAAACCAGUUGUGAAAAAAAAUUCACACUCAUAAUCUUGUUUGUCUAUAAAGAUUAGACCCAGUUUGGCUCCAGUAAGGACUAAAAAUGCAAUAUCUUCACCUCCCUGUGAGGAGGAUUGCUGAUGAAGCUCUUCGAUAAGGCUCUCCACACAAGUAUCAGUCUAUACAUCCGUUUGUCUAUACGUCAGUCUAUCUGUCCAUCUGUGUUUGUAUCUACACUCACACCUCCCAAGUCCCCUCGGUGAACUUCUGUCCCUGAUCCUCCAGCCUGUCAGCUCCAUCUACCUCUCCUCGUGUUAUUUCAGUCGAGUCGGCUGAUCCAAGGUCAUGAGCACCAGGGAUCUCUUUUUUGUGUGUGAGUGCCUGUGUGUCUGUGUUCAGCCGUUUCUCACGUCCACGUGUCUGUCCAUCUCCUCUUUUUGUCUGUAUGUGCGAAUGUGCGCUUGCAUGUCAAUGUCCUCGCUGCUCACGAAUCCGUCUCAUCCCUCAGAUACUAUGACCCUGAGCACGCUCUGCUUCCUGUCUCUCUCUGACCAGCUUCCUCCCUGGAGGGGGGCGAGGACUCAUCAAAUAUAAUGCUGUUCUUUCACUGAGAAACCCUCUGAUUUAUAUACUCCUCUCCAGCGCCAAGGAGACAGCAGAAAUAUUCCCAUGUAAAUGCUGUCAGGUGCCUUCCUACUGUAUGAAUACGAAGACUUUUAAAACCUCCGGCGCAGCGAUAGUUCCUCUCAGCCUCCUCAUUAACAUCUCCCAUCUGGAUGUGCAUGAAUUGUGGUGUCACCGGCUUCAAGGAUAAGGUCUCGUUCCUCCUGCAGGUCAAGGAGACUGGCAUGACACACCUCUACAUUUCCCUCACGUGUUUACAGGGAAUGUUUUUUUGCAUUUGUAUGAGUGUGUGCGUCCGCCUCGGGACAGGGCAGUGAAGGGUACUGCGUCUGGAUUAGCAGAAGCGUAGCGGGGAUGAGACAGGGGGGGUUAGAAAAGUAAGCAACGCUUGCUGUUUCCACGGAAACCCUCUUAUCUGGCGAGAUGCAGACAUGGAGGGGCCACGGGGUCACAGUGGGGUUACCAGGCAGAUGGACGAGCAGCAGGAAGUGACCUUGCGGACAGGAAGCGUGAGGGUUCCCCAUCGGAGAGAGCGACCACGACCUCGACCACGACCCCGGCUUGUCCCCUCCCCCAACACACAAACACAUACGCAAACAAACACAUAUCAGGUGACACAAAUAAGUCGUGACACGGAGAAAAAUGAAGGUGCUCUGUAAGCACAUUCACUGAAGCUGAAAGCUGAGGCUGGCCGUCUCUUUUUGCCCCGUCUUUCUCCCUGUCCUACUUUUUCUCCCCGUCCCUUUUCUCUCACCCACACUCACAAAGCUCACAGGGAACUACACACGCUCAAUCGCAACAGUAGUCGCCACUAAAACCAGAGUGUGCCCACAACCUCUCAGCCCUUCUACUUUUCUUUCUACAUGAAUAAACAGCAGCGCGAGGGCCUGAAGCGACUCUGCAGAGAGUGGCAGAGGUAUGAAGGAGGAUUGUUCAGUCUGGAAUUUUCCUCCUCAUGCUCUGGAGUUUUUCACUGGCCUGUUUUGUGGAAAGGAAACCGUCCACUCCCACUAUUGUCUCAAUUUUCACUGCUUUAGAUUCGGUCAUCAACAAAAAAACAUCCAGUCUGUUCAGCAGCUCCUUAUUUGGACAACACAAUCAUGCUCAAACUUAUUCUAAGACAUCAAAUAGGAGAGUAGGAAAUGCGUUAGGGAUCAAGUUCAAGUUCAAGUUCCUGGACGCUCCAACCAAUCAGAGCAAAGAAAUGUGACCUCCAUUAUAAAUUACCCAUUUAGAAGUUGAUAUUGUUGAUCUUACUUUGAAGGUAUUGUCUUAAUCUGAAGUGUUUAUUUCCUGCAAGUAGAUAUAACAAAGACCUGUGCUUUUAUUUUGAAAAGAAGCACACCAGGAGUUACUAGAACAGAGAUAGUGAGACAAUAUUUGCACUCCAAACAAACUGUCGUUUAAUGUGGAUUAAUUACCUGGUUGAUAGAGUCACAAAGUAGGAAUUUAUUUGUUUUUUAUGCAAAUUAAUAUGAAGUGAACUUACGAUGUCUUUAGAGUAAUCAGAGUUUAAUUCAUGAUUAGAUAAUUCCCGACUAUUUACACAAACAAAGAUGUAAUUGAGCACAUAAAUAAAUUAGAGGUUUCUGCUUAGAUAGAACUGUCAACUGUUUUGCUUGGUAAGCUUGUUCAUACAUCAAAUUCAUAAAGUUUCUAAGGAUAACACACUGAUCUCGAGCAAGACUUGAUUUGGUUGCCAGCACACCGGCAACCAUCUUUGUUAUUUGUGAAAAUGCCUCUCCUCCUCUGAGUCCAGAUCCAUAUUAGCAAAAAGGUUGUAAUUUACCCGACCUGAAUCAGGUUAGAUGGAAAUCUGUCUGAGCAGGAGGAGGGCUAAACACAUCUGCCAGAGCAAAUGAAACACGGGCUUGGAAAUGAUCUGGUUCCCAGGUUGGAUCAGCUCAGACCUGCUGCUGAAAUUACACGCACAUCACUUGACUACGUGGUUUAAACUCGGGCUGUUUUGACCGAUUUUGAUUUUUGUUUUCAGGACUCCCCCACCAACAAGCUGCUGUAUGCCAAAGAGAUCCCCGAGUAUAAGAAGAGAGUGCAGUGCUACUACCAACAGAUCCAAGAAAUGGCACCUCUAAGCGAGCAGGAGAUGAAUGCUCACCUGGCUGAGGAGUCACGAGUGAGUGAAGUACCCGUGUGUAAAAAGAAUUCCUUUAUUAAAUGGGAAAUUCUUUUAGAAUCGUAUCUAAUAUGACUUUUUUCAUCCUGUAGAAAUACAGAAAUGAAUUCAACACCAACCUGGCCUUGAUGGAAAUCUACAAAUAUGCCAAGAGAUACAGAAACCAGGUAAAAGGACAAAUCUUCCGUUACCUCUCUGUCUUUGCGGUAUCAGAUAAGAUAUGUACUCGUGUUGAAACUGGCCUCUUGCUGCAGUCUUUGUUAGCCUUUUUGCUGUUCAGGUUUCUCACACUGGCAUCAGAGCAUGACAUAUCAGCGUGGAAGAUCGCAUUUGGGGAUGUUGUACGCUGUAAACAGCUUUACACACUCUCUAUCAGUGGCCAAAUAUCUGCACCAAAUAGCUACUUUCCUUUUGAGCAGGAAUCAUCAGAUAUGAACUAACUUUCUCGCAGCCGCCAGCAUUAACAGCAUCCAAACUCCUCCUCUGACCCUGAUACUGCUUUCACACUAAGAAAACAACUUUUGUUUACCUUCACCCCAUCUACUGCCCCUAUCGGUUUAAUGAGGCCGUUUAGUCGCUGCACAUAUCUCCUGUUUCUCUUUGAACUAGCCCUCUUCCAGCCCCUGCUCUCCUCCCCCAUGACUCCUUGCUGCUAUGACUAUUCCCAGGAGAGGCUUUAGUCAGCGGUGACUGUGCCUUAAUGGAGCACCCUCAUGAUAAUGCCGUUUAGCUGCUUUCCUCUGUCAUGCUACUGUACUGACGUGGGCCAGGGGCUUAGACUCUGAUUCACAGCGCUCUGUGAAUGGCCCCCUGAUUGCCUAUUCUCUUGCCUCAGCUCAGUUCUCUCUGCCUGGUAGCACACUGCCGCUAAGAGCCCAUAAAUCCCACUGACGCGGUGACAUCUAUUGGGCUUGAAUAAGAGAGCAGAUGUGGGUUUUGUAAAUAUGUGAAGAGCAAAGGCUUUUGUGGUGUGGAGGCAUGCGUGAAGGCUGGAGAAGCACUUCACUUGCUCCUCUGCUGCUCUCCCUUUCUCUCUUGUUCAACUUUCUAUGUCCGUGCAGGUGGCUGAUGGAUGCAUGAAUGCUUGACAGCCACUGAAAGUCACCCUUGUUGUGUUUUUUUCUUUUCUUUCCCUACCUUUUGGUCAGGUGGUGAGUGCUCUGGAGUCAAACCCUACUGCACGUCGCACUCAGCUGCAUCACAAGUUUGAGCAGGUCAUCGCCCUGGUUGAAGACAACAUCUACGAGUGCUGCAGCGAAGCUUGAAUCUGUCGGUGUCUUUCUCUACUUGCCAUCUCUUUCUCCUGCUGACAGCUGCCUCUCUCCUUAUCCUUGGGAAAGCUUGGCCGCUAAAGAAUAAGCCUUCGUGAGCAUCAUUCAUGUGGCCGUGGACUUUGAAAAGCUUAAAAAAAGCAGCAGAGAAAUAGACUUAAAAAUUGCCAAUCACGUGGCACGCAUUUGCUCUCUUGAUCUGGGAAUAUCAAGCAAUCUUUUCCGAUUUUUCCCAGAGACUCGGACAGUCUGGCUCGGCAAUGCUUUAGAGGGAAAGUGUAGAAGCUUGGAGAAUGAGCUUUUUCUGGAUGUCUUUACUGGAAUCUACAGUAAGCCCUGGUGGCAAUCUUAACGCACUGAACCCUUUACGCAAAGGGAGGAGCCAAUGAUGCACUGUACUGUACCAUAAUGUCCAUAGCAAUAUUUAUAGAUGUGUUCAAAUUCUUUUAAAGUGACCUGUUUGUCAGGAUGAGUAGGAGGGACCUCUGUAAGCUCCUCCCAUCUCCUAAAGCCUGCAGCGCUCUCAGGUGUGAUCGGUGAAGAUGGGGGGGGGGACUGGCUCCCAUCGGUGCUUUGAACAAUGGGACCUUAAUGUGCUUUGCAGGCUGAUGAUGGGUUUAGGAGGAGUGGAGGGAAGAAUAUAAAUGAGUGAAAUAUAUGAAAUCAGAUGUAAAGCGGUUCACUGGGAAGAGCUGCAGCAGUUAUACAGAUGUUGAUCAAUGUGUGCGUGUAAACGAAUGAAUUUCAUGUCGGAUUCUGAUCAGUUUAAAAGAGGGAAAUUUACAUUUAUGAGAAAAAAAUGUGAGCUCAAUAUAACCUGAGGAGAGACUGUAAUUGUGAUGCCAAAUGACUUGUCAGAGUUUGUGAAAUAAAUUACUGUAUUUAGGAUUUUAAA
Xyrichtys novacula (pearly razorfish) is the source of this 73003-nucleotide messenger RNA. The record is from the annotation of a GenBank genome assembly. NCBI's taxonomy places the organism in Eukaryota, Metazoa, Chordata, Actinopteri, Labriformes, Labridae.